AUGGCUGUGGACGGUAAGAGCUUACUACUGCUUUUAUUUGGCUUGGUACGAGGCUUCCAAUGUUUACGCACGCACUGACUGUAUGACUCCAUAGCUCAGUACUCAGCAGUAUGUUCAUAAAAUAGAGGCGUACUCUUAUUUUGAAAUUUAAUAUCACUGUUUUGCACAGUUACAAUGCUUUAAGACCCAAGUUACACUGAAUGGGGCUGAUAAUGUUGUGAUUAUCUUGAUCCAUGAGAUUUAAUUUUUCAUAAUCCAAACCACAGUCCGAAAUAGACGAUCUAAGUUGUUUCUGACAGGACUUCAGAUGUUAUCAGGACAAAUUGUAACUCAACUGUCAGGUUAACUUGACAGUACCCACUCUGAAACUUAUGAAUAACCUAUGCUUUCGCAAAGCACCCACAGUUAAGCCCUUGGCUGAUGAAUUGUUUUUGGCAUAUUUUAAUAUUCAUCGCAGUUAAAAAGUCCACAAAUUCUUUAGAGGUAGUAGAGCGGAGACUAAGUCUGAAUGGACUCUGAAGGAUCUAUCUCAUUUGGAGAAAUAAUAGCCAGUAUCUAUCAGCAAUCUUUGUUUGUAAGUCUUUUAACAAUUGAUAUCAAAUGCUUCAAACUGAUUUAUUUCUCUUAUCAAAAAUGAACGUGGUGUUUCUCCGAUUUGGUCAAAUCUAAGGAGUGGAAUCCCGGGAUGUCCAAAAGGAGUGUUUGUCCUUCUGCUAAAAGUUUCUUGACAUGGAUUUGAGCUAGACCACACACACACAUACCCUGUAUUGUCCCCAAACCUGCUAAUGUGAAAGUGGAACACACUGAACUAAGGGGGUAUUAUGUUUGUUUUAGGUCUUCUACAUAUAAUUAUUAUUGUCAUCAUGGAUUUUUCUGAUUAUUUUCUCAGUUCGAACAACCAUAAGAGUCUUCAAAUCCCAGUCUUUUAAAGCUUAGUUUCAUAACUGUAACCAUUUGAAGAUUUUUUCAAUUUAUUUUGAUGCAAGUUUUCACAUAAAAGUUGCUACAAACUGGAAAUGUUGGGAUAAAAAAUCACUCAGACUGGUUAGUGACUGAUGAUCAAUCUUCUGUCAAUGAAAAAAACUCAAAAUUUCUACAUUUCCUCAACAAUGUAAGCAAAUGAAGUCAGAUUUAUGCAGUUUAUCAUUAAAUAAUUGACUGUCAUAAUCUCUGUGAGAUCUCGCCUCAGGGAAAAAAAGCCGUUUAGCCUAUAAUACAGCACGCGUGAAUAGAUCUGCUCAUUUUGGUAUUGUUUGCACCAUUUGUUCCUAAUAUUUUGGCUGCUGUCGUCCCCUGCUAAGUGAAGCCUAAUCAGAGCCUCUCUCUGCUUAAGGGCGUUAGUCCAUGUGAGAGUGCCGGCGCAGUGUCAAGUGUGUUUCCCAUUUGUCCUCUGUCUACUACUGAAGCAGGUUAGCUCCUUAUUAACAUGUCUGCAGGUAGGACACGCAGUCAAAUGUGCAUAUAUGCAGAGUGACACAUUUGAGUAUCUAUAAUUAAUCUUUAGUUUACUUAAGCAUCAUUAAUUUACUCAGAGCCCUGGGCGUCGAUGGCAGCCUGACACAGUGCUGUGCUGCUUAAACUUUAAUAAAGAGUGCAGAGCUGGUUGAAGACGCACACAGGGCUUGAUUUUGUCAGGAACAGGAACCCUGAAGAUUUACAAACACGCCUCAUGCAUGUAGGACGCUGACUCUUGCUGUUCCGGUGUGGGAUUGUCAAAAGGUUUUACACUUUUGAAUUCAGAAUUGUUGAAUAAAAAGUCAAAUUUGUGAUAAGACACUUUAGAUUCCAUCCUUAAGUGAAGAGACAUAAUCAAAUAGCUCCUCAAUUUCCCUCUGAACAUCUUGAAACCUAAUUUGUUAGCUGUGGGUGAUUUAGUAGGGCUGUUUUUGGUAUAAUGGCUAAGUUGUUUAGUGAUGCCCACAUUGAUUUCCUUUCAUCGAGAGGCUGCAAUUUCUUCACUGGGUAGCUUUCAACAACAGGCUUGUAAAGCUAUUAAUUACAAGGGGCAGUGUGCAUUUGAGAUAUUAUUCGUCUUUUGUCUUAUCUUCACAUAAAUUGCUUUGAAAAUUACAUUUCCCGCCAGCUGCAUGCUGCAAAUCCUGCUGUAUAAUUUCGUUUCCUCCAUGUAAAGCUUCUCAGAGCGUCUAAAACAAAUCAGAUGUCUGCUUAAAUCUCCCCGGACAUCUGGCAGUAACUGAGAUAAGCAGCCAUAUACAAAUGAUCCAACUGGAAUAGUCAAGUGAACAGUGAGGAGUUGAGACUUUUUGAAGGAGAAAGAGAGGGAGAGAGGGGAGCGUGCAUCCCUUGUUUACAUCAAGAACACGCAUCAGGGGCAUCCCAGUGUGUGAACCACCUCCAAGCUGUAGGCCUGGCUAAGCCCAGCAUGCAGAAUAUCCAAAGAUACAAGCCUGCGAGUGGAAUUCCAGGGUGGCUUCCAUCCAUCCGUACACCGCCAGACAUAGUAUGUGCUCAGCAUCAACCUGACAGCCCCACAUGGAGACGUGCCUUUAGAAUCCAAAAACAACCAAUCUAUUUAUCUCAAUCCCAUGUCUCCCUGGGCAUGUGGGUAGAUAGUUCACUGCAGGAGAGUUGAUGUUGUCUGUUGUCUGUCAACAUGAUGGACGUAUGAGGGGGGAAGGAUGGGGAGAUUUGUGUACAGAAGAUGUAUGCUAUUUAAAGAUGGGUAGAGCAGCUUUAUUUUCCUUUAAGGAUGCUGGAAUUACCCCAAAACAAGACGAAAGCUGGUACCCUUUCAAGAUGAAAUGUUGGAGGGGGAUAUAUUACUUACUUCUUUUGCUUUUGAUGGGUACCAAAAUAUUGACACAAAAAAAAAUCAGCAUUUUCUCAUCAAGACAUAAAAUCAUAGACUGUCUAUACUAUGGACAACUUGGUUCUGCCUUCUGCCAAUAUACAGAUUUGAAGGCAAAAAGCUUUCGGUAUUUCCGGGUUUUUUCUCCACUUCCUGAAACCAAUAUUGCGCAGUAGCGUUGUACGCACUUCACCACUUUCGCAAUAGCAUUGUACGCAUUCGGCAGGAGAGUCGCUGAAGGUUGUGAUGACGCUCUGCUCAAACAACAUAUUCCCCAGGUUAGCUACACAAUCGGCUGUAUCAAGUGUCAAUCAUAGAAAACAUGAACCUCCUAAUAACUUUUAAAAAUUUAGCCAGUCUUAUAGUAACUACAUGUCAACAUCUCAAGCAGGCGGGAGAAAAAUUUAUAUUCUGUGUGACAAAUUCCCAAAGUUUGUCCACAACUCCAUAGGGAUUGCUGGAGGAGGCGGGAUUUAUGACCUAUACUGCAGCCCGUCACCAGAGGGUGCUGUUCUAGCGGUGGCUUCACCCAGCAAGGACGCAGAUGGCGUCCAUUCUAUAUACAGUCUAUGAAUUCAACUCCUCAACUUUAUUUGCUGUUUCCACCCCCAAAACAGGCAACCCUUUUGACCAGCUCUGGCCCCCACAGCACCAAACCAACCCUUUUUUUAUUCUCUGCACAGGUCACACACUCAUGAGCUCAUUCGACUGUGAACUAGUUGCCCCUUUCCAGUGGGGUACUCCUGCCAUGCUCUGGAUUCCCAUCUCUGUGUGUGCAUGUGUUUUGGCCCUUGUGUAUGUUUAUAUUUGUGUUUGUGCAUAUGCAGAUGAAGCAGAAGGAGAGCCAGCACCCCAGUGGGUGGGACAAUGGGGGAGGCAGGGGUGCAGAUUGUUAGCUUUACACUGACAAAUACACCCUUUGUUGUUUUUCUGGCAUGUGUGUUACGUUGCCUGCUGGAGACGGCGUCCAUUUGGUGUUUCAGGGUGUUGAUGCCAAAUGUGUUUCUGGCCUCUGUAGUGAAGUAAUAUGUUAAUAGUGUGCUAACCCCCUCAGCUACAGUUGGGUUAUACUGCUGUUUUAUGCAUUUGUGCAUGUGAGAGAACAGACAAGCUGUUAACCUCUUUCCCCAGUCCAUCAUUAUCCCCUACUUCCUCACCACAGGGAGUGUGUCAUUCAAUAUAAUGCACGGAGAAUCCUCUUCAACACACACAUGCACACACCCUGCUGUCAUCCAUCAUCAACUCUCUGAUCCACCGCAGCUUUGCAGCUGCACCUGGCCUCAGCCCGUGGAUUUCAGGAGAGAAAUAAAGACAGUGGUCAGAGGAGAGGAACAGAGGUGGAUGAGCUUGUAUACACCGGUACAGCGUUUGCACAGUCCUAAGAGUAGCUUUAAUUGAAGUUGCAUUUCAGCUGCCCUUUAUGACAUGUUAAAGAGUAAAGGAUCUUUAUUAAAACCUGGGUUGUGACACUCGCUACUAGUUUAAUAAAGCAAAACCUUUCCAUGCCCUGGAUUAGAUUUAGACUUUUGUUCGGUAGGUCAGAGUUGAAAGAGAAACCAAGUCUCACAAAUGUUACAGAUGGACCAUAAACACUCAAAAUGUAUACUUCAUCUCUAAUUUUACCGCCAGAAGUGUUGGUUCUGUGCUCUAGGAUAGUUUAAAGUCUGUAAAGCUGUGAAACAGCUUGAAAAGCUCUUCAGUGCUGUACUCACACACAUGCAGUUAAACUCAUGUGAAUUUUCUCAUAUUUUCAGGCUGUGCUGCAUAUGUUAGCACUAACAGCAUAGCUUUUUACCUUGACUGAACCAGGGUUUCUCACUUUCAACCCUGAAGUGAAAUAUCAGAAGUGGAGGUGUAAAAAGAGCAGGGUUGGACAUUUCCCCACAACCAAGCAGAUGAUGAUGAUGAUGUUUACAUCCAAGAGUGGUUUAAUUCUUUCCUGUAAAAUAUCUGCUUCAUACUCCUUUCUGCCAGCUCAUUCUUUAAUACUGUGAACAUUUGAUAUCAAGUCAAAGACCGUCAUCGCAGGGUCUGUGCCCAGCCCGACCAUCUGGGAUACCUUGUAAAUGCUGCAGCAGCUUCCUUUUAGCAUGUCGGGAAAGAACUGUCCUAAAAUCUCAGAAAUGCACAUGAAAAAACUAGGGAUGCACCGUUCUGAUAUUUGAUAUCGGUCCCAAGAGUGAAGAAAAUUCUAGAUCGGGUAUCAUGACAAUGGGCCUGAUGCACAGGGGCCAAUCUAUUCAGUCUAACUCUAUGCUAUGCGCUGUGAGUGGCAAUCACAAGUAAACACGCUGAGCGGAUGCCCACAUUGUUUUCAAAAUGGAGCGAGCAAAGGGGUCUGCUGUCUUGAACUUUAUUACAAUACCUCAGCUUACAAGCUCGACAGCCACUUGCAAUACCUGCGCAGUAAACGUUCCGAGGGGCGGUGGUGAAACUUAAAGUUACAACAAACGGUAAUUCAGCGCGGCUUUUCUGUAUCGGAAUUGGAUCAGUAUUGGUCGAUUCUAAACUGUAGAUAUCUCUAUCGGUAUUGCAGGUGAAAAAAGUGGAUUGGUGCAUCCCUAUUCACCAUCACCGGUGAAAGUGCCUUUGAAGAUGAUUGUACAAACCUACAACCAAUCAGAUUGACACCUAUAUGACCUAGCACAUAUCAAGAUAGCAGCAUGCAGUGAAAGCAUCCAGAAAAACGGCUCAAUUUAGCAUCUGUUAUACAAUUUAGCGUUUCACUCUUUGUACUGUUUUUGUGGAACAAAACUUACAAGACUUCACCAAUAUCACUCUAAAUGCAACUUACCUGCAAACAGUUUGGUAUGACGUUCAGGGGUUUUAUGCUACCUGCAGAUAAUGCAGAAUCAAGCUGCGACCCCAAUUUCUACCACACAUGGAAUGGCUAUGAAAAGGCCGUACCCGCCAAUCUCAUAACCAUUCAAGUUAAUGUGUCAAUUUCCACCGGCUUCUUUCCGUUCCACUGCAGAUCGCGGGACUCCGCAGCUGAUCGCAGGAGUUCUAUUUUUCUGGUCGCGGAGUAUGCCGCAUAAAUUCUGCACAGAUUAGCCCAUGCUGGUAAGGAAGUUGGGCACUGACACAAAAUAAAACACGACAUUUUUCAGGUGGAUCGUAUUUUACACCAUGCAAACAGGCGGAGAUGAACAAAUGAAAGGUUUUUAGAGCAAAUUUCACCCUGAUGACACCAUGGAUGAGGAGAUGCUGAUUCUAGAAGUCAAGAAGUGGAUUUCCUCCUCUGGAAGGACACAAUCUACUGCUUAUAUAGCUAUGUGGCUAUCUUUAUAGAGACAACUCAUUAUCACACGGUUGCCCAUGAAUCUGUGGGUUCUUGUGAGUUCUAGCAGAUCCUGCUGUCUGUAAUCCGCUACGAAAUUUGCCUCACAAACGGAUCCGGUGGGAAUUGGCGGACGGCAAAAAUUGCCGCUGUUCUGGAACGGAACCGUCCUGGAUGCGGUGGAAAUUGGGGGUAAGCCUCAAGAUGAGGACUGAAUAGGUUACCCAAAAACAGCCCUCUUUCCCUACAUUUAAAAUCACUUGAGGCAAUAUAUCAGGGUUUCUAGUCACUGUCUGUGGAACCAUAAAUGGCGCAUUAAUAAAAACUUUUGAUCUAUGACUUGAAUUAUCUUGAAAUAAUAUAAUUAAUGAAACCAAAUUACGUUAUGACCCAGAGACAUACAUACGCGUUAGCGGGAUCUCAGAGGGAGGCCACAGGAGACGCAUCACUUCAGAGUUAAACAAGAAUCAAUUUGAUUGGUUAUCCAUGCAAGUGUAGAGGUUGAUGAGGAAGGUUUUCAAUAAGUUAUUGAUCUGAUUGAUUUCUCAAGUGGUCCCCUCGGACGAGCCGCCACUGUUUUAACCCCUGACCCCAUAUGGAGGGACGUGCUGCACAGCAUAUGAUUCAAUAGAUUAGCAUUUGCACUCUGGUCCUGUUGGCCUUUUACAGUGAUGAGGUGUGAAAGGAGGAGCGUCCCAUUUGGUGCAUAUCAGGAGUGAAUUAACAGGGGCACAGUGUUGUGGAUUUUUUGGAUUCGGUUCUGACGCGUCACACUUCAACUGUCUCAUCCUGUCUGCCCUCGCUGCCAAACUCACUAUCCCUUUAAUUCUGCCAAAAUCGACAAGGCUCCAGUGUUCUGAUCCAGUGCCCUUGUCCCGGGUCCGACUUCUCCCCCCCUCCUGCUACCUACCCCUCAUCCUCCCAUUUGCCUCUCUCUGAAUUGGAUUGCGCACAGGCCCAUAUCCAAUUUCUCUCCUUUAAUUAGCCUUCUGCAUGGGGAGAGGGAUCAGGGGAUAUGGGCAGAAAGGUCUCCGGGAUGGAUGAUAAAAAGAGAUGUAAUUUUUCUGAGGCAUGGCGCUAAUUGGGCAUAAUUUCAUACAGGGGUUGUAUCCCCCAUGUACCACAAUGUUGUUACUUACUGACUUGGAGCCACAUAAACUCCAUCAAUGUCUCUUUUUCCAUUUCGCUGUUUUUCUUUCCAUCGCACGCUUGAUUGACUUAAUCAAUUUGUUUUUGUGCUUCACACAAAAGAUUUGUUUACUUUUAGCCUACGUUUGUGAAACUGUAAUGACUCAAUUUAGCAUGAAUGAAUACUAUUUAUGUUUCUCCCUAUCAAAACCAUCUGUCUGUAGAAAUAUGUGAUAGCACCUAAAGUGAUAAGGGCACGUUUUACUGAUAUCCUCCCGUCCUUCAUCUCAUCCUUGGCCAGAUGUCUUUCAGCCUGCAGUUUCAAGGAGAGCAGUCAACCUUUUCCCCCCACUCGUGCUCCUUCCCAUUAGAGUCUGCUAAACAAACAGUCUAAUUAAGUGUGGCCUUGUGUGAUAGGGUAAGCUCAGAGCUUUUCACUCGUUGUUAAUAGGUUGGCCCGCUCCUCCCACAGAGUGCCAGGGGGGUCAGUGGAGUCUGUGGUUCAGAUUUCCCAUUAAACCAAAUGGCUAAUGGCUCCAGCUUCACCGUAACAAGGCAGACGUCCUCACACACUCAGGAGCACAAGUCACGUUCAACCACCGCAAAAAGCAAUUACACUGCCACUCACAAUCUGGGAGCAUGAUCUGGGGCUAUAGAGUGUAUGCAUACACAAAACUAAAUGUGUGUGUGUGUGUGUGUGUGUGAGUUUGAAAUUGAACAUGUUUUGGAGUCAUUCCAGCCAUCGGUCAUACCUCCUCCAAAAAUAGAAAUCAAUUUUACUUUCUAUCUUCGAGUCUUAUCAGACUUUUAGUCUCUGCUCGUCCUUUUGCAGCCGCAGCCUAUAUUUUACUUUUUAAAAAAUCUUUUACCUCCACACUUUCCACCUUCUGAUGCUCACUUCUUUGUGCACGAUUCACUGUCUUUCUCCCCCCGCUCCCUGAUUUGUGUUGUUACAGUGGCCCGUGAGUAUACAUCUCUGACAGGCUCUAUGGAGGCUGCCUGCCACAGUGCUGCUCGAACGGGCCCUCAAUUUACCAUGUCAAUAGGCAUCCAAGUGUCAGCGUGUCAGUUCCACAGCUGAGGUGGGGGGAUAAAGGGUUGUUAAAAUGCAGCUCAAGUCUCUCUCUGUGUGAAUCUUUUAACCCCUUAAAACAACACUCUCCCUGAUUCCAUCACACUCAUUCCCUGCAUGUUGUCGAUUUUCCAUCCUUCACCAACUUUAUUGACCUCUUAUUCUCUUAUGAUACAUUUUUGCAUAGGCCCAUUUCACAAGCCUUUGCAUGCUCAAGAAGACUCAAGCUCUGGCUGACAUAUUAAAGCCAUAUGGCGCUAUCAAGACACGCCUCACGCUAUAGGGAAUAUAUAUAGAAGCGGAGAUUAACUUCAUGCUCAGACUACAAAGAUGUUUGUGGGUAGUUGAACCUGACAUACAUACACAUCAUCUGAUUUCUGCCUCUCAGGCGUAAAUGAAAAGUGACUCCGAUUCAACAGCUCGAACAGGAAAGAUCCCUUUUGGCUUAAAUGUAACCCACUACCUCAUGUGCUCUCUCCUGUCUCUCUAAUAAAUGAUUUAGUCUCAGAGAGAUGUCAGAGCAAUGAUGCCAGAGUCUGUCUUUUGUACGACAUCUACUGAUCAUUUUCUCCCAAAAGAAGUGAAGUUAUGUUUUGAUUUUUUAUUCAUAGAAUCUUAGACAUGCAGCUAAAGAUAAAACCAUUUUUAUCAUCUUUAUUUUCCAUUUUUUAGAAUAUUUUUUAAGUUGCUUAAAUCCUUUACUUUGGUCUGCAUUGAGUCGUGUGAAAUCGGCUUUGCGACUCUGUGCACUCUUUUUGUACAAUAAUGCUAUUGUGAAUGUCAGCACCCUUUUGACCUGAUUUCUCUGAAAUCCACAUAGACAUGUGGCUGUUGUACCUUAUCCGUAGAUUAGGAGGGAUUUGUGCUGCAAAAGUGGGUGAUAGUGGCAUGGAGAUGUGAUUGCCUCUGUGCUGCACUGGUUUCAGAGGUUGUAGGGAGGAAUGAAUAUAAAACCUUGCCGUGAUAUAUGUCGAACAUGUGUACUUAGACUUUGAACAAGCACCUAGGGCAAUGUAAAACUUCUGCAGAGGCUGACAGUCAAUUUAAGGAGUGGCCAUCAGUCUGUCAGAGUGCCACUAUAUCGUCCUAAAAGCAGUUAUUUCCUCCUAUUCCCCUCUCUCUGUUUUCUUUCUUGUCCUCCGGCCCUGUUACGAUGCUUUUAAAGAACUUUGCCCCAGAAAAGGCUGUUAUAUUGAGGAUGAAAUGACAGACGUUAAAGUAGAGGCAAGACUAAGCUAUUGUCACGGGAGGCAGCCGAGGUUACAGGGCUGUCAGUCAGAGUUAGUGGGGGCGGGCUCUAAGCUGUCAUCCCAGCGUUUCGGUCUCGCCCUACAUAUCAGGUCACUGGUGCUGUGCAGGCUUUGGGUCUCUGCAGGAUAAAACACAUGAGGAGACCCACAUAACUCAACCUACAUUUAUAUACACAUGCUGUUCAUACGCUUAUGUGCCUGCCUGUGCACAGACAGACCCUCAGCUGGGGUUAAAAAAUCAAAACAUGGCAUGGUCUGAUUUUGCAAGAAUCUCUGUUGUCAAUCAAUUAAAAAAAACUUGUAAAUGGGAUCACUGGAGAUGAGACAGAGCUUUUGAAACUUUUAAACUGGUUUGGAUGCCGUUGUGGUAGCUGACAGCAGAGGGAAGUGCAGUUAUUGAGAUGGGUGCACCUCAUUGGGCUGAAAGUGAAAUAAUUAAGGGUUGGAUAAUAAAGCUCUUUUCUCUUCCUCCCUCUCAUCCAAAGUGAAAAUUACCCACAAUCAGCCGGUGCAUUAACACGAUGUUGAUGUAAUGGCGCUGGGUGUGUGGUGAUAUGAACAGAGAAAACUGUGUAGACUAAACUGGGUGUCCUCAUGCAUGCGCUAUUAAUGCCCCACUGUUAACACGAUGUGUUGACGGUAUAAUUUGGAGUAUCUUAAAAUUUAGUGUGUGUGUCUGAGAUUGUCUGUGCAGUCUGAGUGGCUGGGCGGUAAUAGGGAAAUGGCUCAGCAGAGUGGAAGAGAGAGCGGGGACGAGUGGCGAUGUUGGAACAGAGCUGCUGAAAAUCACCGCGACACACACCAUGAGAAGUGGCAGUGUCAGCCUUAUAACAAGAAAACACACUCACGCACAUUGACACGGGUUCACGCACACUAAGGCUGAUGAAUCGUUGGGUCCCUGAGUGGAGCCCUGAGCGGCCUCUACUUCACUGUGCUGUCUGUGAAACAUCUGGCGUCAUUAGAAGUCAACAUUACGGGAGGUAUCAAUAGAGAGCUAAUAGAGUUUGAAAUGCCGACAUUGAUGAUGUGAUGUGAUGUAUGCGCCACAGUAAAUGGGUUAAGGAAGAGGUUUCUAAAUCACCUCAUUACAUUGACUGUUACUGUAGUGACUGUUUUCAGGAGAUUUACCGUUUUAGCUCACAGUCAGUCAUAAUUUAAUGUGAUCAAAUUCACACUGAAACAGCACAGAUAGAUUAAACACUGGUUUGAAAUUGAGUAUCAUAAGUCUAUUUUAUGCUAGCUUCUGAUGUUUUUUAUUCCAACCUAAGGAGAGGAAACUAAUUAUUAUCACAAUUCACUUUUCACAGUCCUCACUUACAUUAACCCAAAAUCUAAACUUAAAGAUCUACCAAAGAGUCAGGAUUAGCAACUCUUUGGCUCUUUUCCCCCUUGAUUGAUCAUAUAAUAAUGUUUAACUGUUUCCUUUCAAACUGUUAGGGUUGUUGGUCAACUUGUUGUAAGUGCUGGUCCUGCAUAUUACAAACUGUAAUCUUUGCAUAAAGAAAUGGAGGCAGUAAUCAGGCUUAUGUAAGGGAUCAUUUAUAGUUAGUUGCCAAAUAGAGAAAGGGUAAUGCAACAAGUUGACACUAAUUAUUGAUCUUUAAGGAUCGUUCUACCUUUGGUGUUUUGAACAGAUUCAGAAAAUGACAGCAGCACUUCUUCAGUGUAACUUUUUUUUUUCUCCUCUCACUCAACCUGUGGUUUGUGGUUGCUUCAUGUCUAGAUUCUUCAGUUUGGUUGACAUCUCUUUGACUCAGCUCUGUGGCUGCUGUAAGAUCUCUAGUACAUUUUUUCACUGUUUCACCACUUCUUGUUUUCUUUUUUCUGCUGUUGACUUGUCAGCCAUUAACCAGCCAUCUACUUUUUUUUUUUUUUGCUCCUCCAAUUUUUUGAGUCACUUCGAGUCAUAAAAAGUGUCUACCUUUACACUAGAUGUGCUGGAUUGACUUAAUAUAUGUGAAAUGUGAUCAAGUUUAUCCUCAUUGUCACUUUUGCCAUUCAAAGCAAAUGACUAUUGUCAAGGAGUUUUGACCAAAUACAAUCCAGUAUUGAAAGGAGCAGAGAAAUCUGUUGGCUAAACAAUGUAACAGUAUUUUAACGGUGGUUCAUGUCCUGCAAUCCAGGCUACAGCAGCAGAACUGGUGGGUGGAUCCCAAACCAUGUGGGGUAGUGAUAUAAGCAUCAAUGUUAAAAGUUGUGACAUUCACUUCAUUACUUAACCGCUGAGCGACUUAACCACCUGGCCAAACGGGCUCCCCAACAGAUAAGCAAUUUAGGUAUGGUCAUAGAAGAGUUACCAACGUGAAGGCAGGGGGAUUAACUCUUAUAUAACUUAAAAUUCUUAAAACUAGCUUAUGUUGGUUGCUCGAUCGUGAGUGGGGUAAUGUACAGUGAGCAGGUGGUUAUACAGUAGAAUCACUUGAGGGUGCACAGUUGGGCCAUUUUUGGGAAAAUAAACAACAAACACAUUGCAGUACAUAGAUGGCAGUUACAUCCACUCUCUUGACUUGAACAGAGUUUUCACAAUCUGGUUUAAAACAAUCAGAGGCCUGAUACUAGUCUGUGCCCAAGAGGUAGGGGUCCCCUGACCUACAUCAUGAAAUACCACUUACAACAGUGAGAAUGCUGUAAACAUAAAGGGCAAGUGGAUUCCCAUAAAGGACAAAGAGGGGCACAGAGUUGCUUUUAAAGUGUAUGUUUGUUCCUAUUUGCAACUUCUGUCAUGUGCUGUGUGCCUCAGACUAAUGUUAGCAACAGUAGGUGGUCAGCUGCUAGCUCACAGUUUGCAUUCUUGUUUUUAUUAUUGUGUUUUUAUGAUUAAUGUUCCAGUUUUAUGAUCCAGCAGUGCUUCAGUCUUUUUGUAGGUGUUUUAUGUAAAUCAAAGGAUUCUGUGUUCAUUUGAUUUUCACUUUUGUAGGUUAUUGUUGUUGCUUGAUUUUGUAAGCAUUUGAUUUACUUAGCAACAGCACACUAUACGCUGUACACUUUUGCAGACAGAUAUUUGAAAUCUGUUGAGUGUGAUUGAAGCAGUUUCCCUGCAGUGUAUAUUGUAGUAUUUGUCAUUGUAGUCCAACCCCCCCCCCCCAGCGCACAUAAUAACAUGUUAUCAUUAGCUGAGUCACCUGCUGUAGAUUCAUUUUAACUGCAUGAGUUUUAGAUUGCUGCUAAUUUUCACACCACCGUAUGAAAGAAAAUACCAGCAAAACACGUUUUCUGAAAAUCAUCGCCUAAUUCCUGAGCAUGAAAAAUAGAAAAUAAGGAAAGUUGAAUGAAAGAGCGAGUGAGAUCACUAAAGUCCCUGACACACCGGGAGCGUUUUUUUCGCGAGAUUAUUUCAGAUAGCAAUAUUUUUUUUCGAACCCGUAUCCUGUCAAUACAAGCGUUCACAUCAGCGACGUUUUACCGUCCUGCGAUAGUACAGCAUUUAUUUUUUCGGAUCAUGGUUGAAUUUUCUAAAGUUUCACAUACUGUGUGAACCCUUCUGACCAAUCAGAUUUCGUGUUGUUGCGACAUCAGAUUCACCAGUAUAGCCGACAUGGCCGACCGGCUGAUUGUUUACGUGUCGGAGAACAGAGUGCCUUUUCAUAAAAAACACAAAUAUUACAAAGAUAACGACCUGAAGGACAACUUGUGGAGAAUAAUAGUGUCGGAUUUCUCAUAUGUCGAUGGUUUGUGUGCUUUAACAGUUUGCUAAACGUCUUUGUUUUAACUUUCAUCUGUGCUAAGUAACUUUAGCUCGUAAGCUCACCUGUUCAGAUACAACAUACCAUAUGUAUUUUCACUGUCUCAAACUCAAUCGCAUUGCUGUCACAGCACCAUGAGGUCUCGGUUGUUAUGUUACGUUUAUGGAUUAUAGGUAAAUGUGCUUAUCUGGUACUGGCCCCGACUCAAAAUUCGCCUCAGAAUAAUUCGUAAUUUCAUGUUGUAUAUUUGUGUCAUUCCCCAUGUGUACGGACCUUUAGAGAGCUGCUAAUUUUCACACCACUGUUAAAAAGAAAAUAACAGUAAAACACGUUCUUCUGAAAAUCAUCGCCUAAUUCAGGAGCAUGAAAAAUAGAAAAUAAGUAAAGUUGAAUGAAUGACAAAGUGAGACCACUAAGAGUGAAAGAUUAAGAGGGGAAGCCUCCCCUGAGAUUUUUUAGCCCGAACAAGAGGCUCCUGCUGGGACUUUACGUGUAUCAAUGUGUGUCUGUGUGUGUGCACAUGAGGCUACAAAGAACUUUGAUUCUUUUCCCUGUCUCAUCCCAAAGUGCCCGCUUUGUACCAGCUGCCGUCUGUACCUGACAGCGCAGCCUCCGGUAACCAUGUGAGUGAGCAAGAACAAGUGUGUGAGCAGAGGAGGGGUAAUUGGCAUGUCCGUCUGAGUGAAAGGCCCGGGCGAAGUGGCAGUGCGGGAGUGGAGCUGAUAACAUAGCAAUUAAGCCGGGGAGAGACAGACCCCCAAUCAGCGCAGCAUGCAGCGGGGACUCAGAGACAGGUAGAGCUGUAGGGAGUGAGAUCCAAAUAUGAGGAGGGGUACGAAUGCGCUCCAGGUGUGAGCUAAUUUGUCUCGCUGUUUGACUAAAAACAUGGAAGCUCCAGCAGGGCUUGUAUCAAAUAUGCCUGAAUGUAUUGUGCACACAUACCAUUCAUUCUCCCACUGAAGACACCUGCUGCUCCUGCUGCUGAGAGACUCUCGGAUUGUCACAUCAUUUUUUUUAUUUUAACUUUGUAAGCGCACAUUUUUGUAGAAGUAGAGCGCUAACAAAGUUUUGAGUUUGAAUCUUUUGUUGCUCGUCAGAAUAAAAUGUAGAGGAAACAGAGCACAGUGUUUUUUUUUUAAUGUCUCUGUUUGGUGGUUUUUGCCAGUGGCGGUGCUGCUUUUCUCCACUCAGCCGUCUCAGUAGUAUUACCCAUAAGUCUCUCUGUGUGGCGGGCCCCCCCUUGCUACAACCUUUACAUCUUCUACCCACCUUUCUUUCUGUCUCAUUCUCAGGGGAAAGAUUAGAGGCGGCUUCCUGGAUAACAUCACACAAGAGCAUAAGAGAAAAACUUUAAAAAACUUUGAAUUUCAGUUGGCUGACAAAAGAAUAACCGUAUCCAGCACCUCCAGCAGAGCCGCCACUGCUGUGUCGCUUUCUCUAAUCAUUAAUGCUGCUUAUGAAUCUUCAAACCGAGUCCCUGUCUGCAACUUUCAAUCCCACCCCGUCUAUCUCAGCUUCAGAUUCAUUGGCACAUUUCUCUCCCUGCUCCCCUGCUCUCUUUUCUUUCUCUGUUUACCUCUAUGGAGCAUUAACUUUUUAUCUUUUUUUUUCUUUCUCUUCACCAGCCCCCCCACCCACACUAUAAGCCUAUUUCCUCUUCUUUUACACUGCUUUUUAUUCCCUUUUAUCCCCUCAUCCUGGUCUCUUUGUGCCAGGGAUGCAAGAAAAGUGUCGAGCAGAUUAUCAACUGCUCUUCUGCAAUGGUCAUUUAUCCACUUCAUUGUUUGCAAACCCCUCUGUGCUCAAUAACCUUCAUGUUUGUUUGUGCCAGCGCUCGUGUGUGCGCUCGCUAUUGACUACUUGUUAUUUUUGCCACGCUACAUCGCUCAGACGUUUCUCCCCCUAUAUGUCACAGAGGUCUACGAGCAGCGAUGUGCAGGAACAAAGUAGGGUACUUAUGUGAUGGCUUAAGGACAUUCAAUAAAGUAUUGAACGCCGAAGCCCUCUACAUCCCGUCCUCUCAGCAGGCCGCAGCGUGAGUGCGCCCCAUCGAUUUGCAGACCACAUGUGACAAUCACAAUGAACUGUAGUCCAGCGCCAUUACUAAGUGAGAAAUGUGUACAGACUUCACUCUGGUCAGAUUAACCUCUGCAUACGAUGACGGGGGAAAACAUAGGGUUAUAAUGUGAGAGGGAAAGGAGCCGUUUCCUCUAUGCUGAGCCGACAGAGCGUGGUGGAUCCCUGCCGGACAGCCCUGCAGGCUAUCACUGAAGGUAUUUGUGUUGUCAUAGCGUUGGCAUACAAAGUUUUGCACUUUCAUUCCUGCAUAGAGAAAGGGAUAAUGGCAAAAACCUGUUUUCUAAUUACUCCAAUCACUUCAGAGUUCAUUAGCACACCAUCUGGCUCAUUGCUCUUGGUUCCAAAUGAUCGGCUUAAACCGCACUCCAAAUCCAAAUAUUAGAUCCUGAUAUGCAGAAAGAUGUAGGCAUUGUUUAUGUGCGAGCCAAAAUGAAGCGUAAUUACAUAAAUCCUGCCGUUAAUGUAUUUAGGGCGGUUUAUAUCAGGAUGCAGCGCCAAGUUAAGAGAGAAAUGAAAUAUUCGACUGCUUUCAUGUAAUGUGCACAAACACCGUUAAUCCGCUCAGACAGAGCAUUUUACCACUCAGGAGUAGCUGUAAACAAACACUAAAUAUUUAAAUAGCCAAUCUUGUCUAAGCUGAGAAGUUAUGCACCCCUGUUUAUGUCUUUCUCUCUUUUAUUUUGUGGUCUUUUCUGUGGGAUACAGAGGCUUUGUCUCUAUGGCUAAGUGCUAUAAAGAUAGUCGAGAUCAAAGCGAGCUCUGAAGAGCUGAAAGCUGAAGGCUCACAUUUUAUUUUUAUUCGACAAUUGAAAUGACAAAUCCAGCUAAUGCAGACGAAUAUAACACAACAUUUCACCACAUUAACUGCAGUAACAUCUGUUUUCUGGGCUUGCAUUAGUGUGAAAUUUCCAGAGAGGGUGGUUAGUGUGAUCGGCUUUUGACCUUUUGCUGUAUUGGAUUACUAAACCAAUCAGAUCGGAUAGUCUAACCUUUAUGGCACUGUCUUGUAGUAACCACCAGGAAAAUCAAAACGGCUCAUAUGUGCAUAAAGCUGUGCUCCGUCUGUCUGACCUUUUGGUGUAAUUUCCCAUAAUCCAUGUUCCAUACCAUCUGAUGCCUCAAUCCAUUUGGAAGUCCUUAGCAGACUCAUUUGGAUGGAUUUUAAAGUGUGUGUACGGAGUUAACAGCUGUUGUAAAGUAAUUCAAUUCUUUAUAGACAAGAUCAUACAACUGCUCAUAGGAAGCGUGCGAGCCUGAAAGGUCUCCAGAAUUUAACUGUUCAUUGACAGAGAUGUUUUUUCAAGUAAAAUAACUAUGAUAAUGACAGUGAUGGUGUUGUAAUUCUUCUGAAUGAGAGGAGAGAUGAAGUGUUUGAGCACAAUUGGGGUAUUUUUCCACAUUCGCUUCCUAAUCUACCCCAAAAAGUUCAAAUCAUAAACUCAUAGAUUGUAUAUACUAUGGACAACUUGGUUCCACCUUUCGCCAGUAUACAGAUAUGAAGCUGAAGAGCUCUCGGUAAUCCCACGUUUUUUUUUCCACUUCCUGAAAUCAACAUUGCGCAGUAGCGUUGUACGCACUCCACUACUUGAGCAGUAGCAUUGUACGCAUUUGGCGGGAGAGUCGCCAAGAGUUACUGGGAGGAUGCUCUGCUCGAACAGUGUAUUCCCCUGGUUAGCUACGCAAUCUUCAUACGCAAUUACGAUUGACACUUCGUUAUCUUCAAAGUGUCAAUCAUAGAAAACAUGAACCCCUAAUAACUUAAAAAAAUAGAGCUGUAAGGAAAAAAGAGGACUUGAGCACAAACCAGUCUUACAGGAACUACAUGUCAACAUCGCAAGCAUGGGGUAGAAAUAUUUAUAUUCUGUGCAAUAGAUUUCUAAAAUUUGACCACAGCUCCAUAGGGAUUGCUGGAGAAGGCAGGAUUUAUGACCUAUACUGCAGCCCGUCACCAGAGGGUGCUGUUCUCGUGGUGGCUUCACCCAACGAGGAGGCAGACGGCGUCCAUUCUUUCUACAGUCUAUGCUCAGACACGAUUAGUUCAUUUUUUUCAUUGUUUUAGUGACACAAGCUGCAGUGAAGUAAUGCUAAACAAAGCACUUAUGGCUUUAUCAUAGCAUAAUAUAUAACCAAGAUGUUCAGCAGAUAAGACCGUCAAAGAACCAUAACACUCAUUCACAUGUUAAGGAAAUCAGUGAUCAUGUCAGUCCUCCAGUAUCAAGCCCAAUCACCCUCGUCCUCCACUCCCCCAUCCCUCUCCUCUUUCUCCGUCCUCCUCUAACAAUCCUCUUUGAAUUAUCGAUUGUCAGUGAGAUUUAAUCUAUCCUCCUGUGUCAUCAUUUGAGUGCUUGGCUGUGAAGAAGAGGAAACAAUCACAUAGCUUCAUCUCAUUCCGCCUCCUUAUUCAUUUCCUGGUGCACGUAAUAUUAGCCUUAUGAUCUCAAGCUUCAUUUUCCGUUCUUUCUCCUUUCUUUGAUUUGUCAUGUUGCCCAUUUUUCCGUCUUUCUGUUGCGACAUUCAUCCUUGGCUUCCUUCCUUCAUCCUCUUAAAAGGGCACAACUAUGCCAGACCCUUGUAUCCCAUCUUGCCUCCCGUGUCACUCUUCCUUUUUCCACUCUUGUGUGAAACGUGAAGCGAGAUCCUCUGAGCAGGAGUGGAUAUGACAGCCAGCGGCCUCGGGUGAGGGAAUAAGACUCACAGUGUGUGUGUGUGUGCAUGUGAGGGUGAGAGUAAGGAGAUUUAUCUAAAGUGAUCUGUAAUUGUAUGUUCUCUGACGCAGCAAUGGGGAAUCAAUAGAGCUGUCUGUCGUCAGAGUUGGAGUAUAAAAGUCAUCUUGUCCUCGGUGUUGGACCUUCCAGGUUUCUUUUUCUAUCACAGAAAUGCUUUAAAAGGCAAAGUCAAGGUUGUCCCUGCAUUUGCUGUCCCUCUGUGAUUUCAGGGUGUUGAAGGACUUUGACAGUGACUUGCAAAAUCCCACCUCCACCUGUGUUCUGGGUUAUACACCGAGCAUUGUGAGCCAUAAUUGCCUCACAUUUUAAAUCCUGAAUCCAGCCUCCAUACACACGGCUGCAUGCACACAGACUCUGCAGCUUUAUUCCAAUCCACUGGCCUAAAGCAAAGCGGACAGGGAUUAUACAGAUGUGCAGAUAUGCAAGUUUUCAUUCUGGCAUUGUGAGUCACUCUCUAGUAUGCAUGAGCAUGCUGCCGACACACACACAUACAGUAUAUUAUCACAGGUUUUGUUGGCAGUUCCCUUGUUUGUGUCUUGAUUAGAAUUGGUGUGUUGUUGUUUCUGAGUUAGUCUGCUACUGAUAUGUUUUUAAUUCUUAACCUGUGUUUUCCCUUGACCUUAAUUGGCUUUGAACUGCUGUGUUAAAACCCCCCACAAAACACACAUUUACUAAUACACACAACUUAAAAUAAAUAAUAAUAAAUGGCAAAGAUUUGUCUAAUGGGCAUGUUAUGAAGAGGAACUACUUUUUGAUUCUGUUAACAGGCGUCAAGGUUCCUACACAGAUGGAAUUUUCGUACUAUUCCAUGCCCUACUUUUUAGAAUUAUUUUUGGAAAUACCUACUUUUCUAUUUUAGAAAACAGUAUUUUUGUGUUGUUGUUGUUGUUGUUGUAGUUUUUUUCUGUGGUAAUAGUCUAGGAACCUAAUUAUUUUUUGUACUUUAUUUUUCAUUUACCAUAAUUCUUUGUAAGACCUGGAAAUUGAUCAAAUUACUAAUAUACUUUAUCAUGCUUUCCACACUUGCAUAGGAACCCUGAUAUGUGCACGGUUAUCGAAAGUUUGACUGCUAUGCUAAUGUCUGUUUAGUCUUCUUCAGUGUCUUUGUUAAGGGAGCACACAGCGUCAUGGGAGCUGCACAUGUCAAUCAAACUCUCAGUCAUAGCACUAAAGCUGUCCCAAUAUACCAAUAUUAACCACAAUUUUUAAAAAAGGAAACAUUGAUAUCAUGCCAAAAGUAAACAUACAAGAAGGAUAAAAUAGAGCAGUGGUUCUCAAGUCCAGUCAUCGAGUUCCACUGUCCUGCAACUUUUGGAGGUUUCCCUGCUCCAACACACCUGAUUCAAAUGAUCAGCUCGUUAUCAAGCCAUUCCAGAGCUUGAUAACGAGCUGAUCAUUUGAAUCAGGUGUGUUGGAGCAGGGAAACAUCCAAAACAUGCAGAACAGUGGGCCUCGAGGACUGGACUUGAGAACCACUGAAAUAGAGCCUAGAUGAAGAAGAAGAGCAGCUAGGCAGCUAGCUAAAGCAACUUUAUGAGAGAUGAUGAGACACUUUAAAAAAAAUGAUUUUCAAUAUCUAUUGUGGAUCCAAAAACAUAAAUUUAACUUUUAUCUACAUUUAUGUUUUCGAACUGUUUUUUUUAACUGUUUUUACAUCCAAUCUAGAACUUCUGAUCUACUGGGAGUGGUAUAUUUCAAAAUAAAAGCAUAAUUUUAAAGUGCAGGGUAUAAAUAAAAUUCACUGUAUUUUUCUACAAACAUAUUUUUAUAUCACAGUAUAAAUUGCAAAAAAAGACAAAUAUCCCUGCAUUAGUUUUAUUCAAUAUCGCACAGUCCUAUCAUGACCUGUACUACGGCCAAUUUGCUGGGUGAGCUUUAAACUUGCUUCACUUUUUGCACUGGUGUUUAAGUCAAAAGGGUAAUAGCCUGCAUUGCAUCAUGGGAAAAGCCCCCCGGCUUUUUUCAUGUUUUCAAAUAUUUUUAAACCUUCGACCAGAAUUCCUCUUCACCCUCUUCUUUGCUUCCAUGGAGUAAUUUCAUGGCUCAUUCCUGGGGUUAAGACCAGGUCCUGUGGAGUGGAAGAGUUGUAAAUAGCCUCCUGCUCCCUCCCCCAACAUUAAUACAGAGCCAACAAAUCUGAAUCUGGAUGUGCUUGACAUAGGAGUUGGCAGCGUGGUACUGUUUGAUGCUAUAUUUAGAACUUAAGGUUUGAUGUGUUAUAUAGGCGUGAAAUCACAACGUGGUGAAGUUUCACCCCAUCGCAGAUUACAGAGGAGUGAGGAUGACGGAGAUUUCUCUCCCUCUCCCCUCUUUCAUAUAAAACUUGGACUGUAAAUAGAAAAUUUUAUCUUCUGAGUUGAAUAAGAGGUGCUCAGCGGGGGAGAAGGGAGGGAGGGUGCUGAUGCCAAUAUCACGCUGCUGAAAUACACCGUGGCACCCUCUCUGAGACGCCUGAGCUAAAGUGGAUUAGCCAGACCACUUGCCUCAUCCUGCAUGCAAAAGGAUGAAGCAAACACACGCCCUGAAGUUCCUGCCAAGGUCAUCCAAAAAAAAAAAAAUCAAACUUCAACUAAAAGCCAACACAGCAAAAUAGUCCACACGGGCUAAUUUAGAUCCCCUCAUUUGGAGUCAAAUGAGUAAUGUCCAGUGAUGCUGCGUUAAUCUACUCUGGGAUUUGGCUUGGAACGACCUUCCGGGGUGCCGUACCUAACGGCUUAAUUACCUUUUCAAAAAGGGAAUACCUCUGAGAUUUAGCAGCCACUCUGCACAGAUAUGCUGCUCAGUCAAGAGGAGGUGAUAUGAGGUUACACUUCACUGGGCUGAGACGCUUUGACCUACCUACCCUCUGCACACAGGCACCAGUAUCACACUUUGCCCCGUAUUUUGACGCCUCUAACCCAAGCAGUUUCUCCUCUUUCUCUUCCACCUUUUAUCCUCUGAAAGUGAGUGCUAACUUUCAGAUCCCUGUGCUUUUUAAAUUUGCACUACAUCAUAUCUCCUCAUUUCUUUUUCAUUCUCUGACGAACUCGGAGGCACAUAUCACGCUUGUGCUUUUCAUCCCUUCCUGCCUCUUAGCUACUCUCCCAUUCCUCAACCUGAGGUGAUAAAAGUCUCCGACAAGGGCAGCGAGGGAUAAUACAGCACCAGUUAGCCACAAAUAGGACAGAGGAGAUUUGGCGGUUGUCCAGGCUGAUUAUAUGUAUGUUGAGGAAAGGUGACGGAUAACCUCUGGUGCUGAAUGUAAGGGUUUUAAAUAAAACUUAAAACCAAGUAAAAAGACAUCUAAAGGACUUUAACGCAGCUACAUUUUCUCAUUUGAGUCCCUUUUAGUAUUUUCUUGCUACUCCAUUACGAAAAGCGACCAGCCGAUGCAUGUGUUUCAGAGUCCCUGUAAUAGAGACAUCAAUUGGAUCGUAUGGAUAUUUAAUGGCUUUUGACUGCUUUGAGAUUCUCAGUCUUUUCCAGUGCCAGGAGGUUAAGCCAUCGGAGUCCAUUUAAGCCUACGGAACGAGCUCUUUGUCUUCAUUUUAUGACUUCUGGAUGUGUUGAGGUCUGGCCUUGUGGCAGAGAAUGAGAUUUCAGUGGAACCGAGAAGUCGUGAUCCUGCAUAUCUCCAUCUUUAAAGUGAUGCCUAUAAAGUGUAGGGUGGUCUCUGUCUAAUAAUUGCGAGGCUCUGUCCUUAACAGCUUGUGAAAUGAACUUGUUUCGUGGUCGAUUAACGUGUCAUCCCUGCUCCUCCUCUACCUCGCCGCAGCCGGAUCAGUUUACUGUGAGCGAGCACGAUCCAGCGCUAAUUUACGACCCCGCUCUCCCUCUCUCUUUCUUGUCUGUCUUGCGUUUUCUCUCGUCUCUGGCUGCGAGAUUGGCAGGUCUUUAGGGUCGAAAGGCGCUUAGCUUCCCACGUUCCUUCCUCCCGUCUCCUCCUCCUCUGUCUGACUGGCAGUAAUUACAUCAGGGCGCUGGCUGGGUUUGUCCGGACGACCCUGAAGACCUGCCAGCCAGAAAGAGACAUGCUGAUCCAGAAAACACACACAGUGCUUCAUCACAACAUACAAAACUGGGAACAUAUAGAAAUAGAAAAAAGAGGCAGUGCAGAGAAAGAAAGUGGUAGAUGUAGAAAUGGUUUCACAUCAGUAAUUCCUGACAGGUCUUUCUUGUUUUUCAUCCUCGCCUGCUUUCCUCCCUCUCCAUCAUGGCUGUGUGAACUCUAUAGUAAGCAUUUCUUACUUUCACAGACUCCUGGGUGCAGUAAAGGGUUUUUCUCCCUCCACUUAACUUGUAGGUGUUUCCCACAAGGAGGUUAACUAUAAAUGAGAAGCUAAAAAAGCUAAUUCAAGUCCAGCUCUAUUUUCAAAAUCACUCCCUACUCCUGAUCUUGUGAUCAGUCACUAGUGAUAAUAGAAAGAUGCCUUUUCUCUGAAACCACUUCUAGUAUGCGUUGACGACAUUAAAGCCUGGAUGGCUCUAAACUUUUUAAACUUCAAUGAAAAAAAACAAAAAAAACAGAAGUGAUGGUGUUUGGUUCCAAUGGUUCUUGUGAUCCCCCUCCUGUUAGUGAUGUGUCAUUCGCGAACAAUUCGUUCAAAAGAAUCAAAUCUUUUAAGUGAACGUACUGAGGCGAAUCACUUCCUAGAGUGUUUCGUUCGUAACUGAAGUGAGAAACAGCAUUGCCAGUCGAGCAGCCGGCGAACGAGGGACCACGUGCACUGACAUCUGAAUCACAUGAUGAACGAAUCACGCAUUGAACAACACACUCCGGAAUCAUUUUUGUCGGACAAAACUACCCUUUUUUUUAAACCGCUAAAUGCCGCCACAACAACUUGUAUACAAUAGGACACAGCGUGUAACAAGUAGUGCAUUAAACCCGCAGCAUCCUAUAAUUGCAGCGGUUUGCGAGGGAACGGUGCAUGUUCAGUGUGAAUUCUUCUGAACGUUCAGUGAACGAAUCACUCACUGACCCCAAUUUACUGAACAGACCUGAUAAAUAGCAUACCAUAGGACAGCACACUCAAAACAUCAUGACUUAUAAACAAGUUCAUUUUUACAGACCUUUGCCAAAUUAACACAGCCAAACACUUGUGUCUCCCAGUACCAGAAGCUUUGAACUGAACUGAAUCCUGAACCGUUCAGCUGUGUCUCAGUUCAGGAGGUUGGAGUCACAGGCUUUUCCCACCAAGUGCUUCAUGAUUCGGUGAUUUGGUGAAUGAAUCUUUUGAACGAAUCAUUUUUGUGAACUGAUUCUAGUGAUUCAGUACAUCUCAAAGAACUGCCAUGCCCAUCGCUACCUCCUGUUGAUUUGGGCCUCUUGGUGUUGUAUGUGAAGCCAACAAUUUCUAACCUGGGUUUUAAGAUGGACAGUAAUUUUAAACUAGACCGACAGAUCAGCGCAGUUGUUAAGUCCAGCUUUUUCCACCUUAGGCAGCUGGCAAAGGUGAAGCCACUGAGCACGGGAACACUUUGAGACAGUAAUCCAUGCCUUCAUCACGUCUCGGCUGGAUUACCGUAACGCACUUUAUUAUGGAGUCAGUUAGUCUUCCUUUGCACGUCUUCAGUUGGUCCAGAAUGCGGCCGCUCAUCACCCCCAUUCUGGCCUCCCUUCACUGACUGCCUGUGCAUUUUAGAGUUCAUUUUAAGAUUCUUUUAUUUGUUUUUAAAACCUUAAAUGGUCCGGCCCCAUCAUACCUCUCUGAGCUGCUUCACCCCUAUGCUUCUGCUUUGGUUUCAUUUGAAGUGCUCAAUAAAUAAAGCUGAGUUGAGUUGAGAUAAUGACGUCAAUGGUGUUACACAAUUAAAAUGCCUAGCUCAGCACAGGCCAGGAUCAAUGAUAACAAACGUCAUGGUUUUCAAUUAUUCCUCUGAUUAUACUUAUGUACAUGAGAGGACAGGCUUAAAGAGACGUUUACAUAACUACACAGAGCAUAUUUCCACAAAAUACAAAAAGUAUAAAACCAUCAAUCUCUUAUGUAAUAAUGAAGCCAUAUAUUUGUGCUAAAACACAGAUAUUUUCUCAUAUCACGUGAGUCUCAAGUUGGGCUACAAGGUAUCAGAUUUCACCUCAUGGUUGUCACGGUCAAAGAAAUCACAGUUCUGAUAUCACAAUGUUCAUAGAAAAAAAAAAAGGCUAUCAGUCAAAUUAAGUAAAAAUGCUACCUGAUUAAUUUUACCAAUAAACACAACUUACAUGUCUUCAUCCUUUUCCAGUGAUGCUCAUUUUGAGCUCAUUUGGGUGAAAUUGCCACCAAAUUUCAGCCGGUGGUCCUCCGUCUCCUGCUUUCCUUUGCACCAUAAUGUUUGCUGAUACACAACAUAUUGCAUGGUUAGGGAACAGGAUUUGCUCCACUUUUCAAAACGUAUUGUGUAAUAAUUCAAGACAGCGCUAUUCCCUGUGUCGUGCACUAUUUAAUGAGUAGUGAGUGAUUUCGCAAACAGACCAGGUGGAUUUAUCUGUUGUUGAAACACAGGCUUCGUUGCCAUUCAGUGACCCUCAGAAAGGUACAGAGGAACGGUUGUUGUGUCUGCAUAUACAUAGCUAAAAGAGGGUUGUUUUUUUUUUCAAUUUUUUCAAUGUUUUGGUUUGACAGGAUACUCCUCUCUUUUUUGAAGCACCCAUGAGAAAUGAGAAACUUUAGGUUUGUUGCUUUUGGCAACCUUGGUGGACAAAGAGUAAAUCGUACCCUCAUUAAGCUCCUGAAAUUUCCAACAUGCAAAUCUCUUAAUAAUGUUGAAAACCUUUUCAAAGGCUGUUUUCUGAGGUUGCUGUUCAUCACCUCAACUGAAACUCCUUAUGUGUCAGGGGAGAAAUUACAAGUGAUGGACUGAGUCUUCUGUCUGGUGGUCUUAAUGGUAUUUCGACAUUUUAUCAAAGCAUCAGUCUUCAUUUCAGUCUGGUUCAUUACCAGCUAAAAACCUAAAUCAAGCACUGUGAGGAGUAUAUAUCAGAGCCAAAACCACUUUAAAAACUAAUAAAAGAUUACUGAAUGAUCAGAUUUGAAAGCGCUUAUAUAACUUUAAAAACUGCUUUGAAUAAAUUGCAUCUCUUUUUUAAUAACCUGGAGGAAAAGAUAGAAAGAGUCACUGUAGAAGAUAUGAAGACUUUUCACGGUUUAGAAAAAUAAUAAAAAUUUCUGUCUUUUUUAACUUGCAACACUUUCAUCAGCAAUUCUGUCUGUUUCUUCCGCCUGUGUUCUGUUUUUGACUCAAACUUAUGCAAGAAAUCUGAGCAAAACGGUGAAAUUAUAAUGUCUUCUUUGUUAUUUUAUUGGACUAACUCUGUGAUUGGAUUUUAAGAGCGCAGAAAAGGUCAAUCUGCAACUUUAAAUUCAAUGCAUCUUUUCCCUCUACGUCUUUUCUCAUCCACAGUGACCCUUUUAGACUCUGACAUGUCCCAUGCUUGGCUGUCUCAUAGCUUUAUGCUCAUUCCAGGGAGAAAUAGUCGGAUGGAUAGACAGAGAACAGAAAAGAAAGAAAUCAAAUAUUCAUGGUGGAGGAUUUAAAUAAUCAAGGACUAAUCUAGCAAGAGAGAUACAAUUCUGAAAAUCACGCUCUUCCCCUGGUGAAUAUGCACUCAGAAUAAUUGGAGAUCACAGUAGAGAAGCACUGCUGCCCACUAUAUCCCCAAAACCACCAUCUGUCUGUAGCUGUAUGAGAGUCAACACACAACCCAUGUAAUCUGAAGUGAAUGCAGCCUCUUAGAGGAUUAUCAAUUAUUUAUUUUGGAGGUAUUUUUUUAGAGCGCCUGUUGCUCAGCUCAUGAACAAUCUAAAUGCAAACCCUUCAAACAAAGAUGGAUCAAAGUGGGAGCUCCCUCUCUCUUUCUGUGUUUAUCUAAUUUUGUUUUUCUACCCCCCUCUUCUCCUUCCCCGCCCUCUCAGCGGCGUCCAGCUUCAGUUUUUGCCGUGCCUCCCUGGAGCACACGCUGUCUGCUGAAGAGCUGAGCUACCAGCUGCCGCGUCGCGCCGGAGGCAGCAACCUGACCUGGCAUGAUGGUCGCGGCCAGAAGACAGCACACACGCGCACCGUCAAACUCCUGCAGCAGCCCGGCACAGAGGGCAUCCAGGUAUAAAUAUGUCCAUGCAAACAAAGCUGAGGCAAAGUGGAGGAGUGUUUUCACAGCAUACUAAUGACUUUCAAAUGUGCUGUCACGUAAGGGAGUCAGAGUACAGGCCAAUGAAAUGGUUUAUGUGACGUGUGAUGGUGAAGAGCUGGGCAGGUUAGACAUGACAAGGAUACAAAGUAGUUUAGACUUUGAUAUUGGUGCUUUCUUUGUGGGCACGGAAUCCACUUCUCUGAUCAAGCUCAUGACCAUGACUACAAGAUCACUGAUUCACUGUUGUGACUUUAGUUGUCAUAGUAAAACAUUCAUUGAUGAAUUUAUCACAAGAGGAAAAAAAGACAAACAUAAUCAUGCAUAUUAAUCACACACUCACACGUCACUGAUCAUACAACCCUUUAAAGCAACAGGUCCUUUCUCUACACACCUGCUCUGCAGAGAAAUGGACACGCACAAAUGAGAGACAAGCAGAAAGGGCUGUAUGUGGCUCAGUGGGUUGGAGGUUUGACCCCAGCUUCCAUAGUCACAGAGUCCGAGAGUCAAAUGCGUAAGAGCCUUUAAGGAAAAACACACAGUACGUUUACAUGACACUUUAGAAAACUGAAAUAUUGCCUUACUUCGAUUAAGACCUGACAACUGAAGUGCAUGUAAACACCUUAAUCCGACUAUAAUCAGAGUUCGAGAACUCUGACUAAGACACCUAGAUAAUGUGAUUGGAAUUCGAUUUUCUCUACCAUGUAACCAGUAUAGUUGGGGUACGAUUGGACAAUGUAUGUGUGCAUGCGCCACGCCCCCAUAACCUUGAAAUAAAAACACCAGGGAAGAGGAGUAGCAUGCGUACAUCCUUUACUACAAAAACAAGGCUCAAAAAUGCCCUGCAGCAGUUGUAGCCACUACUGACGUCUGGCACAUACCUGCAGUUGUUGUUGACAGUUGUCUUGGGUCUACCGGAAACAACUGAAAAGACCCAAAACGCCCCUAGUUUUGGGGAGAAGGAUACAUUCACAUCAGUAUUUCGAUUUCUCAGAUGCAUGUAUACUUGGACAAGGAGAGAAGUCCGAUUUGGUGAGAAAAAAAAAAAUAUGAGCUUAGUCUGAUUAAGCUGUGCAUGUAAAUGCACUGCCUGUGUCCUAUGCAGGGAUGGGGAUUGAUUACCAGAUCCAAAAAUACCUGGUUUAGACUUUUCAAGACCGAAAAAUAAAUAACAUUUCGAGUCUGCUACUGAGUCUCCUUUGAAGUCACGUCAUAGUUGAGCUAAAAUCAGGGCAUGUUGAUGUUAACAUAGGGUUAGCAAACAGUAGCUACAAGGAGAUGAAAUCUGGUGGUCAGUUGCUUGCAGCGAUCGUUGAACAUGCAAAGAGGCCCAGACUGCUUCUGCAUUUUGUUAAAUCUAAAGACAGGUAUGAAGUGAAAUGUAAUGUAAGAUGCAAACUCAUAAAUUUCACAAACUCCAAGGUCAAUCUCAUUAACAUUGUACAUCAAAUCAAGCCCAAAAUACAGUCCCUUUGACUGUCUGCAGCUUGAAACUACUGUGUCUCAGCUGCUGCUGCUGCUGCUGCUGCAGGGCUGCCAUCCUGACUGAAGAUUGAAGAGAGUUAAGGUACUCAGAUCAAAGUAGUGAGCUAGAAAUAAGAGAAGAAGAGUCACCAUGCAAAAAUAUGUUGAUGCAAAUGAGUGUGCUAACCAGUAAUGGGUGAUUCCUCUCACGAGUGAGGAUAUCUACAAUUAAUUCAGAUCAAUUAAUUACACCGCCUGUAAUUAAUUUGACUAUUUUUAACAGCCUGUAGGCAAUAGGUGUGUCACCAGUAUGAAUCAGAAGUAAAACUGCAUCACAGGGGUGGAUCAAACUUUAAACAGAAGCUUAGCAAAGAAAACAUGAUUCCCCUCAGGGAGGCUUUGGUCCAGUGUGAAUUAAACAGCAUCUUAUGGAAGUGUAAUAUAUUUAUGAAGCAGUGUCUCAAACUAUAUAAGAGAAAAUGUGCUGUAGGAAUCUCUCCAGAAUCCAUACUUUGACACUGGCGUGAUCUGUUACCAUCGACGGGGACUAGACAGAGCGUGAGUGAAUCACCGUCUGGGCUGUGUAGCUGUCAAACAUCAGCGGUAUCAGGGAAGCUAAUUGUUUUAUCUUGUACAUGAUGUUGGCUGGCCUUACCCAAGUCUUUGCUAGAUAACCACCAGGGAGGGGGGAUUUAUGUAAUAGAGUCGAGCUAUGGGAGCUGUUACCUCACUCGCAGUGAUGUAAUAACGCUCGUACAAAAGGAGCAAAUACUGCAUAAACUCUUGGAAACAAAGCGUAUUAAAUCUAAAAAUCAAAUUUUUCGCCCCAUGUGUGUUUUUGUCCUAAAGCAUGACCAGAGCUUUAACAAAACUGACGGCUUUAAACCCUGGAUAUUCACUGUAUAAUGUGAGCACAGAAGCCAGAGCCUCAUUUACUUCCACGCUUUGCUCUCGUGUAAAAAUUGAAUGUAAUGGUGCAACGCUAGAGAGAGGCAAAACAAAGAUGACAAUGAUCUAUUUUAAGGCCUUCUGCCUGUGUCUGACCUAAAAGCAUCUGACACAACAACCUACUCUCCACAUGAAACCGAGCAGAUAGCCCAGUGGAGGUCAUUUGUCGAGUCCGUCCUCUAUCUUUAAAAAAAAGUGAGCAACUGUAAGGCUGUGAGAAAUACAUAUGCACUGCAAGAAUAUUCAAUAAUUCAUAAAAGACUCCCCCCUCAGCUAUAAAAGCUAUAAAAGGCUUAAUAAAAGAGGAGUGGGAAGCUGUUUCCAUGUGAUUACGCAGAGACUGGAUAAUUAAACCUCUGCUAUACCAUGAGAAGUAAGGCUUAUCAUUUCCUUGUGGCAACAAGCCUUUUAAUACAUUAUUCAACGAUUGGGCGAGCAGUCCAGCUCUCUCUGAUGUGUGUGUGUGUAUUCACAAAAUUUGUUAAUGUCUGCUUGUGCAUCUGUAAUUUCCAGAAUGGGUAUGUGUGUGUACACGUGCGUUGGGCUGAUGUUUGUGUGUCCGGUCCUCACAGGAGUGAUGAUUAGAUUAUUCUCCAUUACACUGCUUGUGCACACAUCAGCUGUAAUGAGGGAGCCAGUUAAGUGAAACAAAGCUCAGCGUCUUUAUAUAAGGGGGGGGACCUGGGGAAUCUUCCUCAUCUGUUUAAUAAAGCUAAUAAAACACAUUAUACUCCUAUGCAAACUCCUCCGCACACGCAGACACAAACACACACAUACAACGCAGACCUGACAGUUUUUUCGGUGGCUGUCAUUAGCUGCGUUUACAUGGGCACAAAUAAUCGGAAUAAAUGCCCGAUCGGAAUAAAAAUGUGUCAUGUAAACAUGUUGAUCGGAAGAUUCUAAUCCAAUUCAGCUCAAUUGGAAAAAAAAUGUACUCAGAUCAAGAGGGUGGUUUAUGCCGAUCGUUAGUUCGAAACGCGUCCAUGUAAACACUUAUUCCGAUCGUGACUCUCUUAACUGACUCGAUCUUCACUCUUUAUCCUUUGGCUUAUUUAUUGAGGCCAGAACUGGAGGUUUCAUUAUUAACCAUAGACUGUAUAUAGAAUGGACAGCAUCUGCCUCCUUGCUGGGUGAAGCCACUCCGAGAACAGCACCCUCUGUUGAUGGGCUGCAGUACAGGUCAUAAAUCCCGCCUCCGCCAGCAAAGCUUAUGGGACUGUGGACAAACUUUGGAAAUCAAUUACACAGAAUAUAAAGUGAAAAAUAUAAACCACAGAUGCCGUGCCUGCUCCUCUGGUAACAUAACAAGGCGUACAUACAGCGUAAUGAUGUCACAUCAGCACGCACAGAGCAACCUUUGACAGAGCAGUAAAACAAGUACCUAAGGGUGCCAUCUCGUGACAACAUUUAACAGGGUGAAAACUCCUGAAUUGGAUGGAGCUCGCCACUAACGCCUUUGUUGAUUUGUUGACAGCACAGGCGAAAAUACAACUCUUCUUCUGCAGUUGUUUUAGUGAAAUCAGACAACUCUGCGCAUGUACAAAUGCUUUGUGCAUGUAUACGCACGUUAUGAUUGAAUUAUUUGAUUUUCACCCAUGUAAACAGUGGAUUCAGAUUAUCUGAUCCCUCAAAUUUUUCAUCGGAUCAAGAAAUUUUUGUUACUGUCAGAGGCUCUCUGCAAGUUUUUGCAGUACAAAAACUCUGUGAGUACACUUAAAGAUUUACACACUCCCAGUGUAGUAUAAACCAAAUCAUAUUCCUUACUCUUAAAUAUAACACUACUGUAUAGAAGAAGAACAAGAAGAAGAAGGAGAACAAAAGGAAGAACUGUUUUGAUCCCCGAAGGCAAAUUCUGUAUUUUAAUAUUUUGCAUUUCUCUCCUUUUUUUGCCCAAUAAAACAAGAAAGUCUCGGCCCUGAAUGAAACAUUUAAGUCCCCCCAGGAGGUGCCUUUUACCUCUACAGUGACUUCAGACUUUUCCUCUAAGGCCACUGACAAGAGGGUUCCUAAAUAUUGUUUGUAGCAAGGUCCUUAUAGUGUCAGUAUAGGGUCUUAAAUAAGAAAAUAAUUGGUCUGAAUCCUGCACUAGCCCUCAAAACAAGAUUAUUUCAAAGUUAUACAAGUGAAAUGCUGCAACCCCACACUCACAGACUACAAUUCAAUGUCAUCGUAUGGAGGUUGCUCACUCAUUUGUGUUGUGUUGUUACAUUGCUGCAGGUUGACCUGUAUGCAGACCUAUCUGUUGGGAGGAAUUUUCCAGAUAAUGGCUCAUUAUGUAGCUGGCGCAACCUCAGUGCCAUCCUUAAAUUGGCUGUUGUUUGGGUAGCCAGAUGGGGUGAGGGGGCUGGCUUUUGUGGAUCCCUUAUUUUGCUGCCUGACACACAGCUUGGUGGGCCUGUAGAUGAGGUUGGGGGAUAGGUGAAUAACAGAGGCGCAUUUUAGGAAGUUACAGCAGCUUCUUCCACAACAGGAAAGGUUGACUUUACUUUCUAAUAGGUUGGCGAACAAUAAGAACUGCUUUGUGGUUACUUUUCUUUCUCAUUAGGAGAAUUCAGUGGAUGACCUUUUCAGCUGACAUCAAUACAAAGAAGAGAAUUUAAGUAGAGAAAACACACAAACACACCACACAAAGCAUCUAGAGUUUGGCCACCUUUUGUAAGAAAUGAAUACCAUUUGCUGUAGAUUUUAAAGAUGACAGUCUCCAGUGGAUCUCAUUACUUUGAUUGAAUAGGCACACAGCAGCCACUUUUUGCUUUUUUUGUCAUGUUUUUCUGCUCUGGUGUUACAGAUGUUUUAAUUGCUUGAUUCUUACUAGUCAAAACCCCAUAACAAGGGUGAUAAAUUCUUCAGGCUACAUAAUUUCUGUUGUUCUGCAACUUAAAGGUGGGGGAGGCAGGAUCUGAGGAAGUGCCAGUUUUUUGGGGAGAAAACUUGAAUGUAAACACUACCCCUCCCAACCAGUUUUCCCCUCAGCUCCUCCUCUCCCCUCUGUCUCUGCUCCAGCAAGCCCCGCCCACAAACAGAUGCUCCUGCUCGCUUGUAUCGUUCCAAUUAAAUUCAGAUAGAACGCAGGUAAAUACUUCAGAUAAUUACAAAUGGGGCCCAGUCAACGUGAACGUAAACAGCAUUGGUGCUACUGUAGAUGCCAACAGACUACCAGCAAACACAAUGUUUGCAGGACUUCUACAACUAGGAUAAAGUGACAUAGUCCAGGACCCGAGGUAAACAGUUUAGUGGUGCUACAACACGAAGCAGGUCCUGUUUGACAAGAAACCUGUCUUUUACACUUGGCUGACUUUAUUAAAGCGGUUUACCUGUCCAGCAGAAAGGUUACAGGGUCCGUAAGAUCCUGAAGCAUCCCCCAUCAUUGUUGACCCGUCUUUUUUAGCUCUUGUCCAGGUGGUCUACCUCUGUUUUAAGCGCCCGUAAUUCCGCCAGAGUCUCCGGUAUUUACUUUGUUUUCUUGCUUGUGUUGGUGGUCGUGGCUAAAGGAGGAUUCAGACAAUUUUCUGUACUGUCAUUGUCUUUCUGUUUUUUACUGUCCGAUAUUGUAGCACGCUAACUUUUUUUGGGCUCCUGAACGACACGGGGGAGCAGCAUAUGCCUCACAACCAAUCAGGAUGGGGGAGGCGGAGAAUGGCUUUGUUUACCGUCAGAAAGAGCAAAGCGCUGAGGAAUUUUAAAAUGUUGACUACACAGACAUAACAAAACACAGCACUAUCAUGAUGUUACCAAAUGUCAUCAAUAACCAAUAGUUAUUGACUGAUAUUAAAAGCUUUUACACCACAAAAAAGAUGCUUCUUUAACAGAUUCCUGCCUACCCCACCUUUAAAUAAUAGGUUACAUUGUUACUUUUACAUAGAAGUAAUCCAUCAUGAAAAAAAUACCAUUCUCCACUAGUCACCACAAAAAAGCAAACUUCUUGUGCAUCUGUUCUGAUUUUUCCCUCCCACUUGAUUACAGAUAGCUGUAUAGCAGCAGUAAGGUAUCCCUGCAGUAGUUAUCAGUCUGCAUGUACAUAUAACCAUAGCGAAUUCAGCUAGUGCUCCUGGAGGACAAAAGUUUGGCUAGCAUCAAACUCAACUAAUUGUGCACCAGUGUGAAGUAACAUCAAAAUAGUCCCAGUGCUGCUCUGUUCUCCUUACAUAACAUCUUGUUUCUUUCUGUCUUAUUGUUGUUGGAUCUAAUUCAUGAGACAUAUGCAGAACAAAUGUGUGUGUAAACUGUUCCUAGAAGGAAAUUUAGGCAUGUUUAGCAGCUACCAACAAAGUCUACAUCUUCUUCUGCCUGCACAUGAACAUUGCUUGUUAUGUAACUAAUCCGGGUGAUGAGAGUUGACCGGCCUAUUAAUAACAAUGUAGCCUGUUAAAACCCUGCAGGUGUACAGAGCCCCUUUGGAGCCAGGUCAAGAAAAAAAAAAAAAACUUGCCAUGUGCAGAUCCUUGUGCACACAUUCACAGUCUGAGCACAUGGACUAUAAUCCGUGCCCAUGGAUUUGCAUUUUGCUAUUUUUCCUUGACCUGGUUGCUGACUAAGAGGAAGGUGCUGUCAGUUCAUGGUUGAUUGGCAUUCAUGGACAUACACACAUGCCUUUGAUCAAAUCCAAGUUUUGCAUUGAGUUCAUGAAGCGGGUGCAGUGUACCAAGGUGGUUAAUUUGCUUAUCUACUUACAGAUUUAGUAACCUUCAGUGAAUGAGACAAUUGUUGUGUACAGAUCCAGAAACAAGUUCAACUACAGCUUUUUUUCCGUCCCCAUCAUGUCAGUCUGUUUCUGGCUCAGUCCACUUCUUUGGUUGAAACUGGAAUAUUGUAAAAACUUUUGAAUUCCAUGAAACUUUAUGUGGACAUUUAUUGUUCCCAGAGGAUGCUAAUAACUGAGUGGCCCAAAUCUAAACUUUUGUUUUACUAAUAAAUUACUUCAACACAAGCCUCAUGAGUGGUUAGACUGUUUAUAAACAGAGAUUCUUUGUCUUCAGAGGAUGCCCCCAAGUGAUAAGGAUGAAUUCUGUCUUCAGGCUGGUGACAAGUGCUUUGUUUGAGUACAAAGAUUCAUGAUUCUCAGAGGAUGACUCUUUCAGUUAGUCUUUUUAGUUUUCUUGAAAUCUCCACAAUAAGAAAGACGUCAAAGUGACGCCCUACAAAAAGAACUUGAAAAAAGAUAGCAGAUUGCGUUCAUGUUGGCUUAAAUAUCAAACAUCUGAACAAUGUGCUUCAUGAUUGUAUUUGCCUCAAGUAUUACUCUGAUUUGUUAUGAGCUCACAGACCAAAGACCACAGCUGUAUACUCUCAGUCUCACACAUUCAGCCUCAUAUUAUUGUUUCAAGCCAAAAUGUCAGAGAAAUGUUUUGGCCAGUGUGGGCAGUGAAGCAGCUGUCAGCCAGUUGAUAGAUUUAUUGAGACUUCCCUCAACAAACAGAUGACAGUAUGGGUUGUGUGCCUGAAAUCUUAUGUUUUAACCGACAAGUGACCUCGUGAUGCAACAAGUAAUUAUCCUCUUUGAAAAGGAGAGGCGGAUGUAGAUUGGCAUUUUGGUAUAGAGACAAAACCUCUAAGGGAGGCACGGUUAGAAAGUAUCUUUGACACAACAAGAUGGUACAAGUUCUGGCGAGUAUUUUGGAUGAGCUGUAACUUGUGUAAACUUUAAUGGUUAAGACAAGUUACUAAAGAGUUGCAGGAAGGGAGGAGAUAAAAGCACGAAUGACCAUUGCAAAGUUUUGUCUGGAUGAAAACCGACUAACUUUGGAGAGUUGCCACAGCUGCAUAAAACAAGACUGCACAACUGGGUUGAUGUGUUGGUUCACACAGACGCUCUUGUCAAAGACGACACCUAGAUUUUUACAUUCGGUGGUAACAUUUUGUGACAGAGAGCCUAGAUGUGUCACCAUUCCUGCUGAGAGGGGGCCAAUUACCAUCACCUCAGUGUUCUCAAGAUUUAGCUGCAGGAUAUUCUGAGACAUCUAGCGUUUUAUGUCUGUGACGCAAAGUCUGUUAAACUAAAGACUGUUAAAAUCAGUGGGAUUAAAAGACAGGUACAUACAUACAAGCACAAACUUUCUUUGUUUUAUACGUCACAGGGGUAACAUGUAAAGGAUGAAGAAGAGUGGCCAAAGAACUGACCCCUGGGGGACCCCACAGGUCAGCCUCACACUAGAUGUUUUUGAACUGUCAAUAUGAAUACAAAAAGAGCUGUCCUGAAAAUAGGAGAGUUUAAAACUGAUCCAGACAUGUCAAGCUAGUGAUGGAGGCGUUCCAGUAAAAUGGCAGACUGUAUUAAAGGCGGCUCUCGGGUCUAAAGGUCCUUACACACCGGGAGUAUUUUUUUCGUGAGAUUAUUUCCGACGUCAAAAUUUUUUUUCAAACCCGUAUCCUGUCAAUACAAGCAUUCACAUCAGCGACGUUUCCCCAGCCUGCGAAAUUGCAGCAUUUAUUUUUUCGUAUUACGGUCGUUUUUUUUUCUUAAGUUUCGCAUACUGUGUGUUCACUUCUGACCAAUCAGAUUUCGUGUUGUUGCGACAUCAGAUUCACCGGGAUAUCCAACAUGGCCGACUGGCUGAUUGUUUACGUGUCGGAGAACACGCUUUUUGAUAAAAAACACAAACAUUACAAAGAUAACGACCUGAAGGACAACUUGUAGAGAGUCAUAGCAUUGGAUUUCUCAUAUGACGAUGGUUUGUGUGCUUUAACAGAUUGCUAAAUGUCUUUUCUUAACUUUUAUCUGUGCUAAUUAACUUUAGCCCGUAAGCUAACUGUUCAGAUACAACAUACCAUAUGUAUUUUCACUGUCUCAAACUCACAGCACGUUGCUGUCAUAGCACCAUUAGGUCUUGGUUGUUACCUUACGUUUAUGGAUUAUAGUUUAAUGUACUUAUCUGGUACUGGCCCCGACUCAGUACAUGCUAUCAUGACAGACAGCCAUCUCAACACUAGUGUCUAAUCAGAACUAAAAAAAACAGUCAGUCUGGUGUUGUGUCAGUCUUCUUGCUUCCACCUGUAAUGUCUUUUUUCUCCCCAGAAAGUCACAAAAUCGCGUCGCGCUUGAUGUGAAUAGUCAGGCGUGUCAAAAAUUGCCUACGAAUAUUUCGUAAUUUUGUGUUGUAUGUUUGCAUCGUUCCCGGUGUGUAAGGACCUUCACGCUAAAACUAUCGAGCAGUGAUCAACAAAUCGAAAUGUGAUACUCUUGUGUUGUGUUCAUACUGCUAAAGGAAGGUAUGAAACUAUGAAACUAUUAUGCAAUUCAAUGUUCAAAUAUGAAUGAAGGCUGCUUUGGUUUUUUUGUUGAUGCAGUGGAGAGAAGAGGCCCUGAGAGAAAAAGAAGAACUUAAAAAAAAGAAGAAAGAAAUGCUUUAACAUGUGUUGUCCUUGUCCUGCUCCCCAAUGAUAUAUCGUUCUGUCCAAGACACAUGUUUGACUCAUGCUAAAUAGAAAGCUUUGUGAAAAUCCCAUCUGGCUCUUUGUCCUCCUCCCACCGAGAGUCGGCUCAAAUUCACAUGAAUGCGAGACAUUUGCAAACACUGAGUCCUGAGGACAACCAAAGGCAGAGUAGUAAAAAAACUAACAGAGGCUGACAGCUCACACACUCGUACACACUCUCCUUCACAGGCACAGUCAAGUAUACACUUAGAGAAAAAAGCUCACACAUAAACGUUUUCCGAAUCACUGUGACACAGUCAAACACACUUAUGCACAAGGCUAGACAGAGCAGUGGGAGACACAAGGGUGCUAAAUGAUGCAACAGAAGCUGCCAGGGACAAGGGGAGGACUCAGUGUUACUGGUGUGUAGGGAUGAAGUAUAGGGAUGAAAUGAGGAGCAGGCAAAAGAGGCGCAAAAGAGAUAUGACGGAUCAGAUGUCAGGACUUGUCAGGGUCUUUUUGGACUGGAGAGAAACUGAUUGAAGAUCUGAUUCUAAGAUGACAGCAGAGCAGGAGAUAGAUAGGUGGAGGAGAUGAGGAGACAGACAGAGAGAGUUGUUAAGUUAGACAGCAGAGAGUACAGGGAAGAUAGAAGAGGAGAGUUUAGCCUCCUGUAGAGAAAUAAAGUGACAGCAGGGGAAGAUGUAGAGCAGAUAGGAAAAGGCAGGUGUUGGCUGCGGUACAUGAUUUGCAGAUUAUAAAACAGAGAUGCUCGCACACCCACGAAGAGACACACUCACAUUUUGGGGCUAAUUGGUGUGGCAUCAUUGAUAAAUCUCAGGCAGGGUGCAGUGUAGGUGUGCAAAGACAGAGGCAGAGAUCGGAAGAGAAGUAUUAUCGGUCACAAAGAUUGAGUUUUGAGGAUUCCCCACACUCCUCUGACUUUUGACUAAUCCCGAUUUAUCUGUGCUGAGAGGCAGGGCAUGCACACACAGAGAAACACAGGCUCUUAAAUGAACAAAACAAGUAGUUUGGCGCACAGAAGACGGAUCGAAGGGAGAAAAUGAGAAAAAAAGAGAGAGGUGGAGGGGGAGCUUGUCAGGCAGGGGGAGUAUAAAAUUUAUGAGGAGCAAGCAGAGGGGGGUGAGAGACAUGAUAGAACAAAGUAAGCACGGAAGGACAAAUAAGCUGCUCAAGGAUACAAACAGGAUGAUCAAUAGAGAAGUGCAGCGAAGUCGAUCUGAGUGUGCAGAGUAGGACAGGAAAAACAAUGGGAGGGAGAAGACGACGACAGGGAACAAGAUGAGGACAGAUGCACCUAAAAGUAGCUGAUAAGAUGACUAUUGUUUAUGAACUACCUUGAUUUCAAAACAAAAAUACACUGAUGUUAUAAAUCAACCCUCGGGGCCCCUUUAAAAAGUUAUGUUUAGGUCCUUGGAUCAGUGGUUCUCAAGUCCAGUCCUUGAGGCUCACUGUCCUGCAUGUUUUGGAUGUUUCCCUGUUCCAACACACCUGAUUCAAAUGAUCAGCUCGUUAUUAAGCCAUUUCAGAGCUUCAUAACGAGCUGAUCAUUUGAAUCAGGUGUGUUGGAGCAAUAUUUUUUUCCUUUUUUUUUUGCUUAAAUCUUUAAAUCAACUUCAUUCCCGAUGUAUCUAUCAAAUAUUAAUUCAUUUUUAGAAUUUUAACCCUUUAAAUGUCAGUUUGAUUAUUUGAUGUCACUGUUAUUUUUAAUGGGAAAAAAAAGGAAUUUGGAGUUAUUUUCCAUAUAUUAGAGGCUGGGCAGGAAUUUCUUUGUUUUGUUCAUCAAGGACUAUGGUGUGUCAAUAAUUAACAACAUCAAUUUUGAUGCAUUAUUAUGUUUGAUGUAUUGUCUAAUUCCUAAAAAAGUUACAUUUAGGUCCUUAGUUGGACAAAAAUGUCCAUCUGCUAAAAGCUGAUGGUCUGCAUCAGACUGAAGCUUCCCUGCAGCUAGUCUGUGUGUGCGUCAGAUGUGCCUGCAGAUGUGCCUGCAGCUGUGCUGACGUGAUUUCAUACAUGCGCUAUAGGCCUACUGCUCUUACCUGCUCAAAGUUAUAAUGACCUUUCUUCACUUUACCUCUCAUUUCUGUCUGUAAAGGAGUCCUCUGAGGUUUGUUCUGUAUUAGUUAAGGGAAUUUAAAUCCUCUUAUACCCGUAGUUUUUUCUCUUCCACUCAUCCUGAUCAGACAGGAUGAUGACGGCACAUUGACCCUCCUCACAAAUAGUUACAGUGUGCCUGCCUGUCAGUCAAGCCAGCAGUGCCUCUGGUUUGCUGAUCUGAACCUGAAUAACUCCAAAAUAACUCCUGUGGGAGCCCCGAGCUAAAUCAGACCAAAACCAAUUUUUAGACCAGGCUGUAAACGUGUUUAUUUUUGCUCUAAAAAUUGCUUUUUCUCCGGUGUGUGUAUGUGGUUUUCAGUGCUGCUGCAGGAGGCCCGAAGCAGGAACUUGGGGAACUGCACUUUUUAGCUCUUCUUUCUCAUGAGGAUGUGAGGAAAACAAACACUAUAGAGUCUUUAACAUUCCUAGAACUGUUCAGAGUUGAAGGAGAAGUACUAUUUUAUUUGUGAAUUAAAUGUGCUUUUGGUCUAGUAGUGGAAACCUUGGAUGUCUUCAGUGACUCUUGCAGCCAAUCCUUUCUGGCAGGCUCUGGCUUCACAAAACGUCACCAGUGCAAAAUGUCAAGAGGGGGGGGAUUCGCUUAAUUUUGCACACUAUGAGGAGGUAGAGAUGCCUUGGUCCAUCUUUGAAAACCCUGAACCCUCAUUAUGCACAAAAGUCCCUUUUUACCAGACACUUAAAAAGCCUUGACUGACAAAUUGAUCUUGUUCACACACCAAACAAAGCCACAGUUAGAAGAGCUUUUAAAUAUUAAUAUAAAGUCCAGUUUGUAGCAGGAUUGAGGCUAAAUCUACCGAGCUUCUACUUCCUCUGCUGACGACCACAUAUCCUUUUUUCCCCCACCUCCCAUUAGACUUCUGCUCUAUAUACAGCCUCCACUUCCCCUCCCCUCCGGCUCCAUCUUCCCCCUUUUUCCCCCCUCUACGUAAUAAAUGAGGGUGUUCCUCCCGCUGGACAGAAGUAGGUCUCAGGAGGAGUGGGAAGGCAGUAAAGGGUGAACAGAGACCAGAGAGAGCUGGCCAGAGGAGAUACAGCCUGAUAGAUGGACAGUGCAAGAGGAGCAAGGGAGGGGAAAAAGAGAGAGGGAGGGAUGAUGAGGGGGGGGCUAUCAUUUCAUUUCCCCUCUGUCUGGCUCCUGAUGAUGAAGGCUAUUACUCACUCAAAGGCUGCCACACUCCUCCACACACCGUCCUCUCUUUCUUUAAGUCCCUUCAUUUCACUUUUUCAUGUCAUGGUCAGAACAGUUGUGUAUCCCCAUCACCAGUCAAUAAGACGUCACCACAACUUAAACACAACGCCCAAAAUCUGUUUAUCUGAUUUAGUAUUAGUGCUGAUGGGGGCAGUAUACUGCGUUGAUGCACUCCCUUGUUUUUCAAAGAUUUUUGAAGUGAAGACUCUUUUCUAUAGGUCCCAGAAUCCAAUAUGUAUCUAUCUUUUUCUGCGAUCAUGUUGAUUUAUGAGCUAAUGUUACAGGUUUUCAACCAGAGGAAAAGGUGGAAAGGAUAAAAAUCUUAUCUCGCCCUCUUUCUCUGUUAUAAAUCUGACAUUUGCUCUCUCUUUAGGGCAUGAAGUACACACUGAACACCGUGUACAAACAGUGGGUUUAACCUUAGAUGGUACUGAUGCAUUUAAAGUCCUACUACAAUUGUUUUUCUUUUUUACUACUUAAAGUGUAAUCAGUUGUCUUUGAGUUCUGAUGAGGAAGUUUUUAGCCAAAAUCACGUUACCUGUGUCAUUUUCAAGGGCUUUUCUUCUGCAGAGCUCUAGUAGCUCAUUAGCAUUUCGCCUUUGAGUCGUAGAUGGAGACAGCGCUGCUCUGCACAGUUCUCUUCAUACUAGCUUAUAGCCUAACAUUGCCAGUGUAGUAGAAGUGGCAGGUAAAAUUAGAGCUCUUCAGCUCUCUGAAACUAAGGCGACGUUCACACUGCAGGUUAUGAUGCACAAUUCGGAUUUUUUGUUAAAUCCGAUCUUUUUGUGCAGUAGUUCACAUUGCAACAAUGAAUGCAGCAUCUAAUGUGAACGGAAUGCGUCUGUGAAGUGACCCGCAUGCGACCAAAGCACAAAUUGCUUUCACACUAACAUGAAAAAAUCAGAUAUGUGUCACAUAUGGUUAAAAACAUCGGAAAUGACCUGCAGUGUGAACAUAGCCUAAUAUCUUUGGUUACAUGAUUAAAGUUAAUAUCAUAAUUACCUUUCUAAGAGCAUUGCAAUCCACUAACGCACACACGGACAUGAUUGUCCUCUCUAGUUUUCGGAGCCUGGCCUGCAUAGGGGUGGGGGUGGAGUUUGGAUUUGCUAUGUAGGAAAUCUCACUGUAUCUGAGCUUGCUGGUUGGGUCUGUGAGAGAUUCACAGUAAUUUGAAAGCAGAAAUACUCAGAAAUGCAAUUUCGCGCUUAGUUUUCUUCUGAUAUGUCCUGAAGCAUCAGAAAAAUGCCAUAUAAACAUGAAGACAACAAGAAAAACAUGAUUUUCAUCGGAGUGGGUCUUUAAGUGAUGAAAAGAAAACAAAAGCUGUGUUUUCGCAAAGUGGUGCAAGUUGGGGAAAGUACCGAAAAUGACAAACCCAUACCAUCUUUUUUUUUUGUUCGGUUAAGUUUUAGUUGUCUUCAGCAUACCACUGUUUGCUGUAAAUUCAGGAUGUUGGCAUAAAGAGGGACAAAAGUCCAUAAAAAGGCAGCUCUGCCAGGAUGCAAGGAGUCCAAAAAUGCUCUGCCCUGAGAGGCAUCCAUUAGCAAUACACAAUGGAUGGGCGUGGACUUUUUAAACGCUGCUCCAGAAAUUGUGAUUUAAGUUCUCUCUGAAGUGGAGCCAAAUGUUUUGUUGUGACUUAAUGGGAUAAUACAAACCUGAUCUAGACCAAUACCUUUUUCUUCAACUCAGUUUAAUGAUCCAUGAGGCCUAUGCAGCCCCAACUUACAAGGACCAUAUCCCCAACUAUGUGAAAUUGACUGCUGUAGAUGAUGUGCAGGCUUUCUUGAUUAUGGACUUGGGAGUACUUUGACUCUCUCUUGUCCACCUUCAAUCAUCACAGGAAGGGCAUUUCCUUACCUUUUCCACUUCAGUCCCAAUUAAUGAUUUAGGGCGAGCAGUAAAUUUGGGUUAUUAAAAUGGCUUCAGCGGUCCAUUGAGUCAGGUUGGAAGUAUGUGCGUAAUUAGGAAAUGAGUGAACACACUGGAGCGGAGAAAUGAAGUUGUUUUCAAUUAAGGCCUACAAAGCAGAUAACACUUCAAGCCGGUACGUCAGCCGGAACUCGAUAGGGCUGAUUGGUGCUUAAAUUGACAGGAGGAGAUCUUAUUACAGCAGAAAGCCGAGAUGUAAACAGUAAUAAACCUACGUCUAUCACAUAUCGAGUUAUGGGGGUGUUGUGGGAGCUCGUCUUUGUGUCAUAAACAAGUAAAGCAGCUGGGAGAACUUUGGAUAUUAUGCGUCAAUAGUGUUGCAUCUGUGUGUAUGACAUUUCAGCAUACAUAAUCCCGUUAAACGCAGUCAGUUAUGGAGUGGAACGUUUGGCAGGAGUUCUGUGUGUUUGCUGUUGAAAAUCAGCCAAAGCCUUUGUUGUGGAGUUGGCUCAGUCAGAGCAUGAAUGAAUGGAUUAGAUAUGAGAGUAUGGCCCAUGAGAGAGAAAGAGAGAGAGAGACAGAUGAGAGGACAAGAAGUGGUUGUGUUUUGUGCCCAUAUGAACUGCAAGUGACUUUAUUAAUGUCCACAUUAAUUCCCAGCACAUGGCAAAAAAAUGAAAUGCCGGCUGUCUGGGUUUGACUGGGGUCGCAGAAGAACAGACAGAAAAACUGAUAAUGGGAGGAAUAAAGAUGUGCUUACAUAGAAAAAAGAAAAAAAAAUGACAGUCCAAAACUAAUGCAGUGUUUCCUGAAUAAUAAAAAGGUACUGCUGUGGUGAAGAAUCACCUUCAGAAAAGACCACACCAUCCAGAAUAUAUUACAACUAAUCUUGCAGACUGAAGUUCAUAUUUUAAGACGUAUUCGUGACGUGUUGGGGUGCUAGAUUGUACAGAAAAAGUGUUAGGUAGGAUAAAGUUUGUUGACAGGGUGGAAAUAACAUUUGUCUUUCUGAGGCUGGUAAAAAAAAAAAAAAAAAGGUGCUCAUGUUUAAUGAAAGUACAGCAUCUGUUUUCUUCUCUCUAUGCCCGCGAGCUCUUACACCUUAUUUUAGCUGUUAAUUUGGGUUACAAUUCAGCUUAUUAAGCGAAUUUUGUUAGUUUCACAGACUUUAAUCUUUUCAAAUGAGAAGGUGGUUUAAGGUAAUGCAAGAAUUGUGGUUUGUAUCAUAUAAAAAAAAUAAAUUAAGUAUAUAUAUAUUUUUUUAAAAUUAUGAAUCUUAUUCGCCAUGUUGUCAUCUUGGGCAAAUACAAAAGAAAUCAUCUUAUAAGGAGAAGGGUGGCUUGAUUUCUGUCGUCCAUAUGUCGCCUCAGCAAGAUAGUGAACCCUGAAUUGUCCAUCAGGAUUCGACGUGUGAAUUAAUCACGUUGAAUCCUGAUGGGCACCAUAUUUUCUUGGCAGCAUCUGCCAUCACUGCAGCACUGUAUUUGGGACAAUGUGAAUGAGCCUGUAGGGGUGUAAUGACACCUUAUAACCACACUAAGAUAUGUAAGGUUGGCAAUGCAAUACAAGAAAAACAGAAUAUAGAUGAAGUAGAAUAGAAUGAUGCAGUGGGAAUCCAUCACUGGAUAAAAACGGGUCUGUUUCCAUCAACAUUUUGACAUGUUUGAAAUAAGUCCCUGGAUUUACUAGAAUGGGGUUAAGGAUGUUGGAUACAGAUGUUUUCAGGGUACGGUUCUUAUCAUUACGUUCCUCUCUGUCCAUGCAGUCAAGUGUCAAUGUUUCCAUAAUGCGUUUCACAUCUCUGGUAUCAAAACAAGACUCUUCAUCCUCCAUCCAGCAUCAAUACAAAGUGAAGUAGAAGAAGCAACAUACCACCGUGCCGAACACAAUAUCCAUCCGUCUAACAUGAUGGCCUCUCAUUCAGCGAGGGGAAGUGACAGCAUAUUUUCACAGAUCAAUCCGCUGAUGGAUGCUGUGAUAGUUUUCGCCGUUGAUGAGUUUUGGUGAAGUGUCUGAGAGCAAAGAUGUUGGUGAUGCUUGAGACGGUAUCUUGGAGUUAGCUAGGAGUCAACAUUGCCACUGUAUGCAACUUGACCUCCAAAGAGCCACCGAUUUUGUUUCGCAAAAACUGUACUUGAGACUGAAAAUCAAUCGCCUUGAUGAUCUCUCUAGUGUCUUGCACCCCUAUGUUUAUUCGUAGGGCAUUCGCAGGAUGUCACCAAAUGGGAGAAUGGAGAAAUUAGAAUAAAUGCAUCAAAGCAAUCGCACUGAAUCAUAUUGUGUCUUUCUAAUUUCAGUCUGUUUCAUAUCUUCUCCGAAAUCUCCUCAGAGAUGUGCCCAUGUAGACUUUGACUGGGACAAAGCUGACCACUUUUACUGAAGGUUAUAUGCAUCAUCAGUAACACCUUUUUAGCAGAGCUGAAUGCUAUUGUUACAUGUGACGAUAAAGUUUUCUGACAUUAUGGAGAGCAAAACAUAAAACACACUGUCUUACUGGUAUGGUGACAGGAGUAGAGCUGCAGGCAGGCAACGGCAGGGUGCUUUGGGAUUUAGAGGUGGUGUCUAUUUACAUAUUUAUAAAUCCAUGCAUACUAAAUGAAGGCAAAGGAAUAGAACAUUUUGAAUAACUCAUUUUGAUGAACAGAGCUGAGGUUCUAGGGGUUCAAUCAAUACCUGGGGAGAGAAAGAGAGGGGAAGAGAGAGAGAGAAAGAAAGAAUUUUAAUAGAAAGUUUAUUGAUUUUUUUUUGUUUUGUGUGUGUGUGUUUCAGUUGCGUCCAGGCGAGGCCUUCACUGUGUAUCACACCAGUCCUACUCUGUCCAGUCUGUCCAAACCUGUGGUGCUGUGGACUCAGCAGGACGUCUGCAAGUGGCUUAAGAAACACUGUCCGCACAACUACCUGACCUACGUAGAGGCCUUCUCCCAUCAUGCCAUCACAGGUUCAGUAUGCAACACACAAAAAGUAUAUAUUUUUUUUCUUUUCUUUUUAUCUUUGGAACUUUUAAUAUCAGCAGAAACGAUAAAAGCGAUCUAAAGUGACCUUGUACAUGCAUACUUGACAAGGAUAUAUUCAGACCAUGUUCUUUGACCUUUGCGCCUUUUAAUAAGCCCUGCAGUGAAGCCUCUUUGACAUUGCAAACCAAAAGCCUUAAAAGGCUUACCAAAUGUCACACAAGUUUUAUUUUUAGGUUCGUGGUUCCACAGCUUAGCCUUUUCAACUGGAAACAGGUUUACACCCAAAUCUCUGCAAAGGAGAUUUAAAAAGCAUUCAUGUGAGGUAACAAAAGUAGUGCAGCCUAUUUUUGGAGAAGAAAGGAAAAGCCGCGGAAAAAAAAUGGGGGGUUAUCGUGUUUCGAGUUCAGACGACACACACGCACAGAGACAUUCACGCACUUUUUAUUUGUUUUUAAGCUUCAAACAUGCACACACACACACAAACACACACGAGGAUCUAAUUAAAAAGCUACACUUACACUGAAACAUGUUUAUUCUCACACAUCUCCAGCACUGAUGGACCAGACAGUAGAGCAGUUUCACUUUGAGUGUCUUUCAGAGGACAGACUGCUUCUCUGUGCGGCAGGGUCACUCAUUUGCAUGCACACACACACAGACAUAGACACAUGCACACACAUAUGUAUCAAGGUUAACAAUGCCGCCUCCGUCACAGCUACAGCAGCUCUGAUCUGAUCAUUUUUAUUUAUGUCUCCUCCGACAGAGGGAGGCUUAGAUCCUAUUGUCCUUAUGUAUUCACUCGCUGAUGUCCAGCUGGAUUCAAUAUUCCCCGGGUUAUUAGCAUCUGUCUUUCUUGUGCAAAUGUUGCUAGAACAUGUGCUUUUUUGUUGUCGGCGCAUAUGUCAGUAUCACAGAUCCACAUCAAUAGAUGUUCCCUAAACAAAUUCUCUGCCCUUUUCAUACACUAAAGGAAACGGGUUCUCAGAAAUGGAUUUUGUGUCUGGACCAUCUUAGUUCAGUGACCCAAAGGUAAUUGUAUCUCUCUCUGUAAGGGCACCAUUACGGCCGAGCAGGCUGCCUGGGGAGAUCAGUGCAGCCUCCUCAGUGUCUCUUCCUUUUUACAUUUAUUUGUGUGUUUAUAUGUUUUAUUUUUUUCUUUUCAUGACUCUUUUUAUUGCUUUGUAGAAGACAUGAGAUAGAUUCAUUUGGGUGCCGGCCAAAAGUCGGGAAUAGACUGCCAGACUGUGUUUGCUAUGCAAUUAUAAUUCUGUCUCAUGAUACAGUUAUGUAUGCAGAGCUUGUGAUGACUUGAAUACACUAUAUUUCCUAUUUCUCAUUACUUUUCCUGUUUCAAUCACUGAAUUUAUUUGCACUGGUGUCCUGGCAAUUUGUAAAGGGCUUAAUGAACCACACUCAAAAUGCAUAGCUGUCCAUUCGGCUGCAGAGAACCAGACUGUUUGGGGCAUGUGGUACGGAUUGAGGGAUUUUGAUGCGGUCUUUGAAAGUUUAUGCUACAUUCUGCAGAGGAUUGUUGUGUUUAUUUCUGUUUAUUCAGGGCUGCUAAAUCUGCACAGACUUAAAAGGCUGCAACUCAAAGUGUACUAAAAAAGAUCAAACAUAGGUUUACAACUCUCAUGUUGGAAAGUAUAAAGACUCUUGAUAGUGCCUUCACCACCCUUGUAGUUACUACACCUGUAGCUGCAGCAGAGUGUAAAUAAUAGGCUGGAUUACAAUCAAUAGUGGCAGACUGUUAAACUUAAAGGCUUAGUAGUAAAACUGCCGGUAUGGUCUGUUUGUGAUUUACUAUCAGAGUUUCCACAAAGAUGUCCCAGGAUCAUUUGCACUGCAUUAACACCCGAGUUAUCCUCCUCUUUAUCUGUGCAUACUAUAAUAAGAAACGGUUAAACGUACAGUCAGUCAGCAGGUUUUCUCAUGCCUGCAACCUGUGCAGAUUGAAUGAUGGUACAAACCGGUAUCAGAUCACGAAAAAAGCCAGUCCACCUCCAGAUGAGAUCUUUCUGACUAGAUAUGAUUCAAGGUACUGAUGCAUGGAUUUACACCUCCCAGUAAUAGUCCAUUUUCCAAUCGAAGUAAUAAAUCAGGAUACAGAUAGCUUUUUUUUUUAAGCAGGAGUGAAUUAGAGAUGAAGUGAUGCCAAAAAGACUCAUAAUUCUUUAAGUGAAAUAGAGCGAAUGGUAUAAAAAUAGUCUGUGUGGCUGCAGGGCUACACUCUGUUUACAAGCAGCAGGAAAUGUAGCAAGGUGUAUGAUGAGGUAGGGUAUUGUAAGGUCUUUUUAAUACUGGUGUUUACAUCUAUUGUGCUUACAAAGUUGAUCCUUAUCAGUACUUUUAAUUUAACCAAACAGUGAGCUCUGUUUACAUUACAGACAGUCAUGUGGCAGAGUUGAAAGGACUCAAAUGCAGAACAAAAAAUGAUUUAUUAAAAAGAACAAAAUAAAAAGCAACAAAAACUUCAAAAAAAAUUCAGCUAAAGACACUGGGGAAAAAAACACCAGGAGACAAAGGAUUCACGCAAAUGAACCAACAACGAAACAGGGAAGACAGGGACUAUAUAUGCACACAGGGUAACGAGCAACAGGUGAGGCAAACGAGACACAGGUGCAGACAAUUACUAAUUACCAAUGAGGGAAAACUGGGGCAGUAAAACAAGACUAUGGCUGUGUCUGAAAUGGAUCCCUAACCUCUUAUAUAGGCGACUAUAUGGGGGUUAGCGCCAUUUUGAGGGGUGUCUGAAACUUGAGUAAUCAAUUCCAAUAGCCCAUAUAGGUGACUCAAAAUUUCAUGAUUUCAAUCUCAAAGUCAGUGGUGGGAAUCCCGUCAUGCAUUGCGUGAUGUGUUGUGCAAGCAAAAAGAGACAGAACCCGAGCUCUAUUUGCCAUUUUCAGCAUAAUUUUUUUAUCUUUACUUCACUUGCAAGUGAUCUGUACAGUUUCGAAAAACAACUGUUUGCUGCGUCAUAUAGUCUUGUGCACAAUUUUUUUAUUUUAUCUUUUAUUUCACAAAUAAAAACAAAUACAUCAUAAAAUUCAAGGGAUGUGAAAACAACAGCUGCAACUUCAGACGCGGCAGUCUGAGCAGUGACGUCACAACGGUGUGCCAUGUAGUGUCGGAAACCUUCGGUAAUUGAGCCCACUACAUAGUCAGCUAUAUAGUGAAACCUCAUAUGGGGGUUAGGGGUUAGGGGUUGAGGGAUUCAUUUCGGACACAGGAUGGACUACUAUAAAAUAAAACAGGAAGUACUGAAAACUGAUCUAAAGAAUAAAACUCUGAGAACAUGAGGGAAACAAGGUCACACACAAACUGAAAACUUACAAGACAGGACUACAGGGGAACAGGAACAAUAGGGAUCAGAAACACAAGGGAAAACAGAGAGAAAAAACACUCAAAUCACAAACCAGGGAAAAACUAAAUCAAUAGAACAUAUCAUGACACAGAUCUCCUAGACUGUCUCCUGUAUGAGAUCUUAACAAAGCAGCGACAUUGCCUGACUACAAAAAAUGGCCAAAAUGGAACAAACUAUUCAAUUAUAUUCUAAUGAAAUUGAAUUUUCUGAUUCUUGAACAUUAAAUACAAAAAUAGCAAGCGCUUAUCUCUAUGCCAAAGAAUAUUAGAUCUUUAUUCCCAUCUUUGUUCACCAUCUAGGACCUAAGGGACAACACUGGCUGAAUUAGGGAUACAUAUGAAGGUUGUUCUUUUAUACGGGAGUCCUUACCUUCCUCCCACUUGGGUAGCUCAGACUGUUUUAGGCAUCAUUAUUGUCCUAGUCCAGACAGAACUGUGUCCUAUUUACCCACAGGCAUUGUUAAUAAGCAAUUUGUUUUGAAGCCAAAUUGAGAGAAGCGAUCUGUAUUGAGACGCUUUUUGUUUUCGUGUCUCUUUUUCUCCCUUUGACAGCACUACUUUCCCUAUCUGCGGGCAAUUAUUAGGAGCCGUAUUAAGUCUGUCUGAAGGGAAUUGAUUUGAGCUCCAUUCAUCUGUUUUGUCUCAUUUGUACACAGAAACACACACAUGCACGGCUACACACAGACCAAGGGCAGUGGUUUUUCUAGGACGUUCUGGGGCUGUCGCUGCUGGCAAGCCCGUACAAGAGGAUGAAGAGGGAGACAAAAGUGUGUGCGGAGAAAAAAAAAAUGGCUGUAACUGUGCACAAAAUAAAUGGAAAAUUAUUGUUGUUGUAUCCCCAAGACAGUUUAUCUCACAGAUAAAUAAGCUGUUCCACUCUGUGUGCUUGAAUUGGAGAGUGCCUGGAUAGUGAGGAAAGUCAAUAAUCUGUGUUUAGACCACAUAUCUACACACAUAUACACACACACACAAACACACCCAUUAUACCAUAAUGAAAGCUAAAUGCUUUGUCAUGGUUUCAUCCUUCAGGGAGUGGAGUCUUGCCCACAGUGGAGGUGGCUUUUGUCUGUGUUGUUCCAGUAAGACAAGGACUGGCCGACUGUUCUAGCCUCAUUUGGCUUCAUUGAGCGCCAUAUAUCAUAUUUCAAAAGAGCUGGGGUGUGUGAAGCGUCUCUUAAUUACUGCUGCUUCCUCGAAUUAUAAUCAGUAUUCUUGCUGCAGAAAUCAAUCACUUAACUUUGACAGAACUUUGAAGAAAGUGUCCUCAAUGCUCAAGAAAGACGAUACUCGUGGAAAUACAAGCCAGUCUCACAACCGUGAUCAAUGUUUGACUCCAGUACCUUCCUACAUUUCUGUGCAUCCAAUACACUUUUCAAAUGUUGAUAUCCUAUAUCAGCUUACCUCUGGAGGAUAUAUUUAUAUAUACAGCCGCAAAAGAGUGAGAUGCAGUUUGAUUGUGAGAGUGCAUCGAUCGAUGGAUGAGUCGACUCGCUCACAUUCAAAAACAUGUGGAGACUGUUGAGUAGUCAAGCCUCACAGUCUGAAGGGAGGAAAAGAGCUCGAGGUGUGGAAUGUGAAUCUGUUAGACAAUCAAUCACUUUUCAUAUACCUCCAAUUCAAAGCAAAUGCUAUCUAAAGAUGUUUUUAAAAAAAGAGCAGGUCUGGAUGUGGACUCUUUGUUUAUACUGAUCAUGAAGACCAAACACAGCUGGGUUUUAUUAUCUAGUAUCUUAAAAUUCAACCUUAUUUUGCCUUUAACCACAAUGAGCAGAGAAUUUAGCAAGUAAUAGUGGCAAGGAAAAACUUCUUUUUAUCAGGCAGAAACCUCGAGCAGAACCAGACUCAUGUUAAACAGCCAUCUGCUGCUACUGUGUAGAAUAUUUUGUAUAUCACAAUUUAUAUCAUAAUUGUCUGGAGUUUCGUUUGUCCUUCAAGAUUAAACACACUCAGAUAAAUUUAGCUAUUUUGACUGUUGUUUGAGUGUUUUCUUACCUUUUAGUUUGUAUUUCAAUUUAUGUAAAAAAAAGAAUAAAGGGACAUGACUCACUUUUGAAAAACUUACAGUCAAUUCAAUUUAAUUCAAUUCUGUGCUGGCAUAAUUUUACCAUUUUUGUAGCUUUUAUUCUAAAAAUUUUAACGUGUCACUUCUUCCUGACAGUUUUUGUGUUUUGCAUUAUAAAACAGUCAAACAAAUUGACCAUGUGAGGUUGUUAUUUAAGUUUUUGGUUUAAAAUAGUAUUAGGAGGAGACCAUGUGACCUUGUUUUUUCUUACCAUUCAAACCACACCCUUUUCUUCGGUUCUCAUCACUCAUUUAAAAUUGUCUUUUUCUUUUGGAGUUUCUUGGUUUUGGAUUUAGUUCUUGUACCAGUCCGCCUGUUUCAUAACUGCCAUUUUGCCUGCCGUCCAUCUUUGAAAGCCUGCCAGUAGGUGUCAAACCUAACAACAAAUCUCUGUUUUGUCUCACUCAGGCAGCCACCUUCUGCUCUGAGGUCCUUUUUCUCUCGCCUGCAUUCAAAGUUUUGACAGCUUUGUACCAGCCUUCAGGCAUGAGUGUUGAGAAACACUAAAAAAAAAAAAAUGUGCUCUCCGCUGGUUUCAGACAGCGAACCCACAUGAACAACUAACAUUAUAACAUAGGCCAAUGCAUCACCAGAGAUGUUGCACAUGCUUGUAGAACUGAUCGAAAUCAUUUAUCCCCUCUGAUUGCAGAUUUCUUUGAAUACUGUUUUUGUUUUUUGCUUUAUUUUGUUUUAAUCAGCUGACGUGAGAGCAUUGUGAUAUCAGCUUUAAGGGACAUGACCAAGAGAUUUAUUCAUGUGAAUUUUUCAGUGUUGUUCAGGUUAAUCAUAUGCAUGGAUUUGCGAAUGUAACAUUAGUUUCUAUGGAUAGUUUUAGUCGCUUCCAGCUCAGUCCAAGGUCCAGUGAGGGUUAUAGAAGACCUUUCACAACACAAUUUGUUCUCCACCCUGCAGGUAGCUCUAUGAAAUAUGACUGCUGACUUUUGCGGUAUAUAUUAUAUGCUCUAAAAGCUCAUUCCAGGUAACUUUGAACUAUUUUUGUCUCCUAUGUUCCCAUUCAGUGUGUUAUCUAUGUUCUUCGUACGCCCUUUCCACAUGCCUCUGUAGAGACAUGAGCAACAAAAAUUUUUGAUAAUUGUGUCUUAUUAUCUCUGGAGAGAAACAGCACUGAGGAACAGACUCUGUUUACCUAUUGUGUAGGGUACACAGUGCUUAUACAUAACAUACAUAACUCUGGGGACCGUUUCUCUGCAGUCAGUACAGUACAGUAUAUAAUGAGCAGAAAACAGUGAGGAGACGGGGAUACAGAGCAUGCACCAGUGUCCAUAGGAAGACUAUGGGGAUGAAUGCAAUGCUAUGGAGAGUGAGCUGCAUGAGUAAUGAGUCUAAUUAUGAUUUGGGCGUCGCACUGAGCUCUGCAGAAAUUAUAUAUUCCUCUGCCGUACACACCGGUAAAAGGACAUAAGUCGCCUUGACAUGGUAACCUGCGUGUGUUCAUUGAAAUUUCCACACAUGCGUGUUUAAGGUUUCAUUAAGCUCCAGUUUUUAUUUGUGUAGCUUCCACUUGGUUGUAAAAGCUAUGUACCGUGGGUAAUGGUAUGUAAAAUGUGUGUGUCCUCGGGGUGAACUGCCUAACUCUGUAGUAAAACUCAGUCACAGAAAAAUCGCCGGUCUAAGCAGUGCUCCUCUGGCCUGCUUCCUCUCAGAUUGGUUGUAAUUUUGAGGAAAGAUGUUUACUUACACCUAUUCCCUUGAAUUCUGUACAGGCAUCAAAAUUGGAUUUUAAAAAUUGACAGCACCAUCUUGUCGUCAAUGGUUUUCUGUGCUCUUUUAGGCUAUAAAACCAGUCAAAACUCCUCACAGAGGUUUUAACUUGUACUCCCCUCUCCCCUCUAGGCCGAGCGCUGCUGCGUCUGAACGGGGAGAAGCUGGAGAGGAUGGGAAUCAUCCAGGAGACGCUGAGGCAGGAGGUCCUCCAACAAGUACUCCAGCUGCAGGUCAGAGAGGAGGUCCGCAACCUGCAGCUCCUUAGUAGAAGUAAGUAACAAGAUGUGGCGCAUGACCCGCCGUGUUUCAGUGUAUUUCUGCCAGUUAUUGUGCUUCUGUGAGAGACAGAGAAAUAAAUAAAGUGUCAAAUGGGCUAAAUUGCGAGGAGGCAGUCUGAGACCACGCAGGCCUGCUGUGACAUACGUGGAGUUGGACUUCAAAGUGCAAUUGUUUGCAGCUCUGUGUGGGUUUUAUUGAUGUGAGCUCUUGAUUUGCUGCCCCGACUCUGAAUAAUGGCUUCAGUAAACACUUUUAUUAUCCAGCCAUCAAUAAACCGACUCAGUCAAUCACUGCCGACCCGAAUUCACCAGUCGAGGUGGCUUUGUCUGCUCUUGUAGUCGCUGCAGGUGGUUAUUUUCUGUGUUCAUUGAUGGCUUAUGAGUCAUUCAAGUGAGAUGUUGCUACCAUUUUCUUUUCUCUGUAACUGAGUUUCAGACGCUCCCUACAGAUUGGUAAAUCUCUUAAUUCUGUCGCCCCAGUUGUCUGGAUAAAUACUGCAUAAGAAGAGCCAUCCGAAUUUGGAUUCUGAAUCACUCUUUUUUUCCACAAGACCUAACUCACUUUUUUUAAACCUCAUAUUUAUCAUGAUGUAUUGUUUUUAUACCUUGAGGAAAGGUUGAUUUUACAGCUAAAUGAAAAUAUGACAAAAAAUAAAGCAAAUUUCCAAGACCGUCUAACUGCAGACCUCCUCUGAGAGGACACGCUCUACUGAGAGGACCCAAGGUCUUUUUUUCUCACACGCUCCAGUUUGUUUGAAGUUGUCAUCCCAUUUUGUAUUUUGUCUUUGUCGAACACACGAAUAAAAAAAAAUAAAAAAACAUAUGAACAAUAUAUACAUAAAAUAAAGCCCCAAAAGCCCCUUUUCAGUUGAAAGGCUUCAUAUCAAUGUAAAAACAAUGUAAAAAAACGAAACAUACUCCUGGUACAUUUGCUUUUAUUUUGAAAGGCUUCAAACAACUCCCAGUCUGCUCAGUGGAGGUCUUGAGACCCCUCUCAAAAUUUCAGGAGCACUUGCAGAAUCCACUGCCUGAGACCAUUAUAACUUCAGUCCCUUUUUUGGAGUAAAUAAAUGUUUCAAUGAAUGAGUAAAUGAAAAAUACUUUUUCUGUUUUUCUGGGAACCAUAAUCUCCAAAAUCACAACCUGAAGUUGGCAGUAGCAGCAGCACCCAGAUUGAGUUUGUGUCCUCAAUGACAACUCUAGCAUUGUAUGAAGGCUGCAGCAUCUUUGUUGCUUUGGCUGUUGCAGUGCACUCCCUUGUUUUUCAGAUCUAAUGGUUAUAACUGUGCUUCUUGCAAAGAGGACCCUGAAGAGCAGAACCUUUUGCAAAAAUAAAAAUAUAAAAAUCAACCAUUUGCAAGCGGUCCAGUCACCCUUGACUUGAGUGCAUCUGACUAAGAAGGGGACAUUGAUAGUCGUCGCAGAGCUUUGAAGUUGUUUAUGCCAUCAACGGAUCAUUAUGAGCUGAUACUAAAAGGGCUCUUACAAUCACCAGCUCCUUUCAAACAAGUAAAUGAAGUGGUCUUUGCAAUCUGAUGAGCUCACCCUCUUAUUCAUCUGAUCAUUCACGCUGCUUAUGCUGUCACUGUGUUUCUAUUUUGCAUUUUUCUCUUUACUUGAGUUUUCUUUGAGGUAAGUACCUAACAGAAAUGGGAGGACUGACUCUGUUGCUCAUUUUAAUCUUUCUUUUGGUUCACCUUUUGGGACAUGAAGGGGUUUUUUGCAUAGGCACAUCAGCUUUGUUUGAAGCCUCCGGUUUGUCUGUGAGAGAUAUGGAGCGUAUUAGAGAAAGAGGGCGAUAGAAAGGAAGGCAGAUGUGAUAUAAAAGACGAAGGACAUAGUGCUUCGACCCUGUCUGUAUAAACUAAGCAAGCCUUUUGAAUGUGGUUCUGUCUUUACAGCGCAGUAUUAAAAACGCCUUUUCUUUGAGCAAAAUACAUCAAAAGAUAAAACUGCUUAAGCAAAAAGUAAACUCAUUAUCGCUGCUGGACUUUUGCGGUCAUUUUGGGUUAGUGAAGUUGCCACAAGAGUUACCGAAAAUAUAAGAAAGAGCAAAUAAGUUUGUAAACGAGUGGAAAAGCUUAAAAAUUAACCUUAUUCUGUUUAUCAAGGCAGUUAUUGUUUCGUCUCUUUUUGCCUCAGUUUAUUUAAAAAAUGUAUUUAGAAAUGUAUUUAUAAAUAAAUAAUUGUUUGUUUUUUAUAAUAAUAAUGAUAAUAAUAACAAUAAUAAUAAUAAUAAUAAUAAUAAUAGUUGUUGUUGUUGUUGUUGUUGUUGUUGUUGUUGUUAUUAUUAUUAUUAUUAUUAUUGUUAUUAUAGUUGUUAUUAUCAGUAGUAUUAUAAUAAUUGUUGUUAUUAUUAUUAUUAUUUGUAUUAUAAGUAGUAGUAGUAGUAGUAGUAGUAGUAGUAGAAGAAGUAUUAUUCUAAAUAAUAUUCAUUUAUGUAUUUAUUUAUUUUUAUUGAAUUUCCCUUUAGCGAUAAAAUAAAGUUGUUUUCAUUCUCUUAUUGUAAAUGAAAGUUGCUUUAAUUCUGACAUACAUGUCGAUUAAUCACUAUGAGAUAAUUAAAAUGGAUUUAAUCAGGAGACAGAACGCAACUGACUGCUAAGGAGGUCUAAUUAAAUGGUUGUUGGACACUUCUUUUAGCAGAGCAAUGCAAAUAUAAUUUGCCAGUUGAGCAGCCCCUGACUCCGAGCUAUAAGGGCAAACUAAUUUAGUGACAGCGUAAAACACCCGAGGUUCACAGGGCUGGAGGGCACCCAGAGGUGAUGAAGGUAAGAAUGUCUGGGAAGUGUCUGUCGAGGUGAUAAUGGGUGCUGUAUCAGGACUGAAGGUGUGAAGCAGAGUGAUGGGGUGAUGAUUUUGUAGAGGGAGGCAAAGGUAAUGAGGGUCUGGUACUGGAGUGGAAGGUUAGAAAUUAAUGCUUACACAACAAUUGUGAUUAUUUUCAUCAUGGCCACUGUCACCUUGUCGAGGUCCUGACUUUUAUUCAAAAAAACAAGACAGAUUGAAUCUGUAGUUAAAGCAAAUGUCAUUUCAGUCUCAAGGUUUGCAAAUGCAGCGUUCUCAGGACAUAACAUAAUUUUGUGUCAGAGGUGCUUUCCUCCACUUUAACUCGAAAAGGUCAGCUUAGUCAUCAUGACUACUCUGCCUGUCAGAACAGGUGUACAAUUUUUCAGAUGAUUUUGGAAAAAGACCUCAUGAGUGACAAAAUAAACCUGAUGAUGUCCUCGAGGUUUUCAUGAAUCAGUUUUUAGACUUUGAAUAUUUGGCAGAAAACUGGCACCACAGUGGAGAUGGAGUGAUGCUGUUGAGUUAUAUGGAUAACCACCAACAUUUAAAAAGAAAAGUCCAUCUCAUUUGACAUAUUUCUCCCUUAACUUUGUUUAAACACAAACUUUUGCAAUCUGAUGUAAUUAUAACAAACUCUUUCACCUUUCCACCUUUUCAAAGUUUUCAAAGUUGACUGUUUUUUCAUGUUAGCAUCGCUCCAAACUCAGGGCAAAGUCUCAGGUCAUGGUUAAAAAAACAACACUCAUUGUUAUAGUUGCCGGCAGUUCACAUAAAUACAGUGUGGAAAUUCAAAUCAGGGCACCAUAGCUGAAUACAAAUGUACAUACAUAGGCACAUCCGCGGCUUCAGCCUUCACCUCUAUUGUUUGCAUUUCAUCAUUUCAAAGCCUGUUAUUUACAUUUCUCUUUGAACACGACUCUUUCGUGGUUGGGAAAGAUUCCUCUGUUCCUCUCUUGUACUUCACACUCGGCGUACAGUAUUUCAUGUAUUUUUCAGAAGGAUAGGCAGAGUUUUUAUCAGUCACUUAGUGAAAGGUAUGGAUGAUGUCUUCCACAGCCCAGAGCCACGGCUCUCUCAGGGGUUGUUUUUACAUCUGGAAAACUCUGAGAGACAAGAUUCAGAUCAGAACCACAGGGGGGGAGUUGGGGUGCAGGGUUUGUCCUCUUCCUCCCUUCUCUUCUUCUACUCUGCCUCUGGUUGUUGUUAUACCUCGACAAUAAACUAUCACUCCCUCCUUCCUUUUCAGCAUAUCAAAUUUUCAUCAAAGCUUCUCUUUGUCUUUGUGUGUAGCCAUCUGCCAUGCUUGAGACUCUCAUCAUUAAUUAGCCGAAACAGCCGAUGCAACCUUUGACCCCUUCCUUGGCCUCGAAAGACAUGUUGUCAGGAGCACUUUGGUUGCUGUUGGAGACUGUCAUGGUAACCUUGUUUCCCUGAAACGCUCCUGUGAUGUCGCCCAUCCUUUAACUCAGAGCUUCGUGUGGUGUCAGCGAGCUGAACUGUUGCUCUGAAUUAGAAUAUGAAUGAACUGUGAGGCUGACAGACAGAGAAAGAGAGAGAGAGAGAAAAAAAAAAAGAGGAACGUGUCAGUUUUCCGCGGCACAAAUUUUUCUCUUCAUCUCCUCCUUUUCCCAGCCGUCACUCCUCCUCCUCUGCCGCACGUAGGCUCUGAGGACUCCUCUGGGAGCUCAUUUAAAAGGAUUUCUAUCAGAGAACCAGUUUCCUCUGUGCAUGUACAAGCCUCCAGUCGUAUCCACAUUCCUCCAUCCUUCUGUCUCUCCCUACAGUUUUUCCGGUUCAGGUUCACACCAGUGCCACACUACAUCUGUUUGUGUCUACAGACAGGUGGCUGCGGCGCCUUCCUGGGCUAUCAAGAGAGGAGGCUUAGAGCUGAAAUGCCACCAGGAAGGAGAGUCUGCCUUCCCACUGACACUUGGUGUCAUUUCAGGAUGGAACGAACUGGCUGGUUGUCAGGGAAACCACCUGGUCGCAUCUGUUGUUUGGAGAAAGAAUGACAUUAGGCUAAUAAAGCUAAACAAAGGCUAGUUAUUACCUGAUUAACCUGUAUCUCUGCUUUAGAUUGAAGACCUAUAUUGCACAUUUACGUAUUAAGAUAAAACUGUAAAAACAAAUAAAUUGUCAGGAUUUCAUUUUAGAAUAUACUGAAGAUGUAGCAAUAAGUGUCUCUUAUUUAUCUGAAUGUUUGUGUGUCAAUAUAUAUAUAUAUACACAUAUACAUAUAUAUAAAAUUCAUUUCAUUGUUUUUAUUUAAAAUGAAAUAAAAACAACAGUAAAAUAUGCUAAAAUAAGAGCACCAAAAUAGCUCAAUAAAAGACUAUCCUGUCAUUAAAACUAGAAGAGAUAUAUGUUAAAACACUUAAACAAAGUUAAUGAUAUAAAAUGUAAUUAAAAGCAAGACGAAAAGAGGUAUUUUUUCAGUUUGCUUUUAUAUUUUUUUUAUAUAUACAAAAAUAUGUUAUGCGCUCACUUGUGUAACCCUGACAUAUUGAGUUUUAGCUCAUUCACUAGUUAGGGUUUAGGGGUUAGAGUUAGGGUUUACGGGUUAAUUAUUAUUUAUGAAAAUAUGUAUUAAAAUAUAUUUUAGAAGAUUUGAACAUUGAUCAAAGUUUUCUCAUUGUUAAUAUGUCUUUUGAUCAAAUCUAAGAGCACUUUCACACACAUUUAAGUGCUGAUGUGUCAGUGUAAAAUAACUGGAUACUGCGUUUUCCUUCAUUUAUCACCUUUAUAUCAUGAAUUUACUGUCAGACCCUUAUUAGUUCAUUCUCAGUCAGAAGUUUACCUCUUGGAUCUCAGCCAUUAUCAAGCAGUAAAGUCUAUGAUAUCACCACCUUCAUUUGUUCUUUGUGCCGUUUUCACAAACUCUAACUAUUAAACUCAGUUUAAAAUGAUAAACUGCGAAGUUUAGAGUCAAUAUAGAUAUUUGAAUCAUGUAGCUCUGCAUGUGCAGGCUGCUUACAGUUUUAAUAUUGAAAACAAAACAUCUAUUCAUAAAGUUUGUGAAAGACAAAGAGUAACUUUAGCUGGUGAGGUUGCUUAAAACCUUCUUACAGCUGAGAUCCAAGCCAUGGUCCGACUUCCAACUGUGCACAGCCUUACAGAGGUCCACUGCGUCUGCAGCCAGGUCCUUCUCUGUCAGCUUGCUUUCAGUCGGCACACACUCUUGGUUGCUGCAUUCACACAUCAGUUGACUGAUUUCACACAGAUGUUUUACUCGGGGGCAGGAGAAAGUCUGCGAAGAGUCAGGGUGACUUGACUUAGCCUUUGCUUUCAAACAUGCAGCCCUCCCAACUGAUGUUAAGAAAUGUUGAGGCGAAGAGUAGAGGUGUAAAAUUAGCUUGAACAUUAAAGGAUCUCCUUUUUUCUCUUUGAACAGUUACAUGCAAAUAAAUGUGUGUUAUUCUUGUUAGUGUGUAUUCAUGUUAACAGUAAAAGUGCAUUUAUCAUGCACCACCGUUUCUGUCUUACUUAUUCAGAAAGUGUUUCAUCCUAAAUGAUAGGCUGUUAGAGGUUGUCUCUACGUGAUUGAGUGCAGCGUACUACAUGAAGAGGGGCUAGCCACACUGGUUACUCUAUAAUUCAGUAAGUCUGGGGGGUAAAGGACUCUCAUACAGAUCCAGGAGGGUUUGAAACCCCAUGCUGGUUCUUCAAAAAGCCUCAAAGAUGAGACUUUAACCUCUGCUUUUCUUCCUCUCUCUCUUCUCUUCCUUCUCUCUGCAGCCUCCUUUGGAAACUUUUCUUAG
Molecule: messenger RNA, 57999 nt
Organism: Xyrichtys novacula (pearly razorfish)
Lineage: Eukaryota; Metazoa; Chordata; Actinopteri; Labriformes; Labridae
Source: the annotation of a GenBank genome assembly